Messenger RNA from Pelobates cultripes (western spadefoot toad), 51283 nucleotides. The record is from the annotation of a GenBank genome assembly. NCBI's taxonomy places the organism in Eukaryota, Metazoa, Chordata, Amphibia, Anura, Pelobatidae.
CUUAACUGCUACAUUCAUUAACUGGAGGUAAGGCAAAGCAUUUAAUGAAUAUUUGGAAUUACAGCGGAAACAAUGGAUUGUGUCUAUGAAACUUUAGCCGUCUGAGACGGUCUGUCAUCCUGGGCUGGUGGAGUGAUUGUCUACUUUAUAUAAUCUAAUGUUUGCAAUUACAUGAUUAAGGUGACAUUUCAUUUUGUUGGACUUUGUGUAUCAGUAGUCUGAAAGAAUUGAAGGUAUUUAGUUUCUAAAAUAGUAUUUCUCCAUCUCCAGUACUUUUAGCAUUAAAUACAGCACCAGUUUUGAUAUCACUAUCUGUACUGAUGAAUCCAUUGUUUGUUAGCAAUUCGUUUCUCUUGGCGUUUUCAAAUGUAAGUGAAGCUAUUGCUUAUUAGGGAAACUUUACUCUAAAAAUAGAGACAUGGAUGUAAUGCAAUUUGAAAGAAUUUAUUUUUCCUUCGAUCAUGCUGGUUGGUGUUCUGUAGAUCUGUAGAUGUAAUCAUGAUUUUUAUAAAGGAUUUGUUCUCGUUGCAUCUUUUUGUAGAACAAUUUAUUGCAGAUUGCACUGCACUAUGGAUUUCAGUACUAUUUUUGUGACUAUUUGUAUUAUGGAUGUUGAAAAAUAUGCUAGUUUAUUUUCUAAAGACACUUUAUAGCCCUACCUGGUGGGCCAGUUCUGUAAAUCGCUCAUCCUCUCCUACAAGGGCAGUCAAAGGUCAGAAAUAGGCAGAAAGGAUAUAUUUGUGGAAAAAGAGGGUAUCUCACCGCAUGAUGAACAGAGGAUUUGUUUAUAGUCCUGGUAAUUACAUUUUCAGCCAUGAAAUCCUCUAAUCAAGGCCACCAUGUUCAAAGUUAUUUAAGAAAACAACAAAAAAAUAGUUUUCAGAUGAAACAAUUCCAUGUGUAUGUUGUGUACAGUCCAUUGACAAACAUUUAAAGGACCACUAAAGUCACCCAGAUUACAUAAUUUCAAUGAAGUGCACUUGGUACAGUGGUCCUGUACUUUUUAACCUUCAAGGCAAAACAAAGCCAUUUUGCACAAACGGCCCCUAGAGGCGCUUCUGCUACAACAACGGUUCUCGUGACAUUGCAGCACAUGGCAAAGUAUUGAAUUCAGUGCUUUCCUAUAAGAAGGAUUAAUGUGCUUGAGGCGCUUGCUGCGCAUGUGCAUCAGCCUCAGUGCUCCCCUAUGAGGAGCGUUGGAUUGGACCAGUGAUUAGGUGCCACAUCCUCGAUGGGGUUGCAGCAAGCAGAGAGGUCAAUGGGCUGAGGGUGUCUCAGCGAUGGACAAAGGUGGAUAAAAUAAUUUUUUUGUAAUAUAUCUUAAUUGUAAACGGUGGGCAGGUACCAAUAACCUAACUAUGGACUAGGGGACUAUAGCGCUAGGAAUACAGUUUUGCAUUCCUAAUGCUAGAGUGUUCCUUUAAAUUGCUCAAAUUUAUUUUGAUCUAGAAGUUUGCUGUUGAUUUUGUUUAGAAGAGUGUGUUCCAAGAGGAGAGGGAGGUACAAAAAUGGAGGUUUUAACAAAAGUAUUUAUAAGUAGUCUAAAAAGGUUUGACUUAUCAAUGUGCCUUUUUUGCAUCAGAAAAUAUUCAGAAAAGAAGAGUUUAAAGGGACACUAAGGCGUCAGGGACACAAACACAAGUAUUCCUGACACUUUUGUGUUUAAUCCACCAUUUAGGUGGUCCCCCCCUUUAGAAAAUGUUAAAACUCAGGUCUGCCUGACGAUGGCCCCACCCCAUAGAGAAAGCAUUGGAUUGGCUGAAAUCGCUAAGGAGGCGGUGGGGGUGGGGCCAAAAGACAUUUUGGCCAAUCCGCACCUCCUCAUAGAGAUGCAUUGAACAAAUGCGUCUCUAUGAGGAAAAUUCAGUGUCUCCAUGCAGAGCGUGGAGAUACUGAACAGCAGUGCUGCUUACUGUGCAGCACUGCUCCAGUAAGCACCUCCAGUGGCUAUCUGAGGCGUCCCUAGGUGGCAAAGUAAACACUGUCUUUUCUCUGAAAAUGAUUAUACUCACCAGAACAACUACAUUAAGCUGUCGUUUUUCUGGUGACUAUAGUGUCCCUUUAACGUUUAGGCCAAUAUAGUUUAUAGUUGAAGUUUUCUAGUUUUGCUAUUGUGAUGGUAGUCACCAUCACCUGGACUUUCAGACAGACUAUUUAUGUAGGUUGCUGGACUUUUCUUAUGUUUUAGUCACCCUGUAUCCAUUAUAGGUGCAGGGUGUGUGUAAUGUAAUUAUUUAUAUUGUGUGUGUGUGUGUGUGUGUGUACACCGUUAAAUUUAUUGCCUGCUCUCCUGUACUGCUGAGGAUUGCUACCACCUAGGUGGAUUUGGCUAUGGAGCUUGUGUAGUGCCCUCUGCUGGUAACAGCAAUAUGCACUACCUGAAUAGCAAGGCUGGUUAAUUUGCAUGUUUGUGUAGAUUUGCAUAUUGCUAAUUCUGCAGACAGGAGAGAUAUUUUCUGUUAAUUGUCUUCCCCGCCUCUUUAUAAAUAUGUCAUUGUGUUAUAAUAAGUUGCUGCAUGUUGUCUGCUAUGGUUUGACAGUUUGUAUUUUUAUUUAGUUGUCACAGCAAUGUUUAUGUAAUGAUCAUAUGGGCUAGUUCCAAGUAAAAUUAAGUUUCGUAUGUUAGUUUCUUUUGGGUCUUAUGUACUGUGUGGAAUUGUAGGGAUUUCUGUGACAGUCUUUGGACCUGAUUGCAGGAUCCCGCUAACCCUUGGCUAAAGCAAGAGAGCUAGGCCUGAGAGCCCCAAGUGUCUUUUUAUAUAAAGACAAGAGCUAUAAAUACCAUUGCAGUUGGAUGUGGAUACCUGCCAGGCAGAAUGGAUGAUCCCAGCCUGGAAGCAGGGUUGCAGUGUAUGAGGCAGAUGGGACGAUACCUGCCUGAAAGGAGAGCUGCAGCCUGGUCCCCAGGACCCCAGUCAAGCUAGAGUUCCAGGGUCCCUGCAAGCGGCUAUGAAGCUACCUGGGUGGAGGUACUUGGUCAGAGUACAGGAGCACCAUCACAGCUAGUCUGGUCUAAAAUUUGAAAUUUAAAAUCCACACACCUUAGUAACUAAUCCUGAAAAUGCUCACUUGUUUUAACAAUACAGUCAUUUUUCAUUGUAUCCAUGUGUGCAGGGCUGGCGCCACCAGUGGGCUCUUACCCUGUCCUGAGCCACAGCGCUGGGCGAGCAUUUUAGAGCUGCCCCCUUCAGCGCUGGGCGCCCAGAGGAGCCUUGUCACAGCGGGCCCAGGAGGUGGCCAUUCAGGGCGCCCCCAAAGCUGUCCUUUAAUCGGUAUGGCAGUGAAUGCCGGAGGAGAGGAGGCUGGUGGUGGCAAUGUGAGUGGCGAAGGAGGCUCUUCUUGCAGCUUCCCACUCCUCCCUCGCACGCCAUCUGAUGCCAGGUCCUGGCAUACUAAACAGCGCUCUGGAGGAGUGAGGAGCUGCCCCACACUGGACCCCAGGGAGGUGUGAGUGUUUGACUGUCAGGGAGUGUAUUUGUGUGUGUGUGUGUCUGUCUGUCAGUGAGUGUAUGUAUGUCAGUGAGUGUGUGUCAGUGAGAGAGUGACAUGAUGGAGCGGCAAAAGGAUCUUUGCCUAGGGCGGCAGAAAUCUUUGCACCGGCCCUGCAUGUGUGCAAUAGUUUUAUAUGCAACAACAAAAAAGUCAUCACAGUCACGACUUAAAUAUAAUUUGUUUUAGGGUGGCACAAGACUCGUCUUGUGUAUAUAAAUAUUUGAACUAUGAGUGUCUUGCUAUGUUCACGACAUAAGCUGCUGAGACCUGAUAAAAUGGAAUUAUAGGACAUUGGGUUCCAAUGCUAAAAGAUUUUCUAAGUCUGGGUUCACCUGAGGAACAAAGUAUAUAUAGCUCUGGGAAAAUAAAAUCAGGGACUAGCUCAAUGUUUUUUUAAAUCCUCAUCUCUACAUGUAUGACAGCCAUUCCAUUCCAGUAUCUGUUGAAUUCCAACACAGGCACACCUCUAGUUAAUGAGUUACCAAUGAGGUCAAGGGUAGGCACAUUUGGCACUCCAGAUGUUAUGGAUUACAUCUCCCCUGAUUCUUUGCCAGCAUCGUGGCUCUUAGAGCAUUAUGGGUGGUGUAGUCCACAACAUCUGGAGUGCAGAAGGUUUCCUACCUCUUGAUUAGGUGAUCACCUGAACCAAAUCUCACUUAUUAAGGAAAAGUAUAAAAAAACACUGCAGUGCACAUCAAUUCUCUUGCAACAGAACCACGGGAUGGAAAGAACAGUUCUAGUGGUACCUCAACACUAAUUGGAAUAAAAAAAUUAAAAAAAACUAUUGCCAAUGCCAAAACAGUUCAAAAGAAGGUUUUUGAGUGAGGAAAAUAAGUAUUCAUUUCUGGCUUUGUUGACAGAGGGGUGCAGUGAGCAUUAAGUUGCUUCCAUCCUUACAAUUUCAAAGACAGCAGUUCUUAAGAAUGAGGUCAUGCAUCAGAUAUUGGUGAUAACAAAGCUACAGACUGGCAUAGGAUGAAAACGACUUUCCAGUGAUCAGCAAUGAAUGGUAAAGUUAAGCUGGGGUGCAGUGCAUGGUGAAUAUAGUUUGAAACAAGCACUUGAAUAUUUGCACCAGAAGUGACAUAAAAUCACCAAACAGCAAUAUGAAAGAUUGGUGACAAGCAUGACAAGGUGCAUGAAAACUGUGAUUGAAAAUUAAGGGGAGUCCACCAAAUAUUGAUUUCUGAACUCUUGGAAGUUAAAACAUUAGUAUUGUGUUGUUUAAAAAUCUUUUUUUUCUUUGGCCAAUUGUCAUUUAUUACAAAUAAUAAAAACAGUUUUAUUUAAAAUUUUGAAGAAAAUGUCAAUAGUUUAGAAUAAAACAAAAAUUUUCAUUUUACUCACACAUACCUAAAAUAAUAAAUCUAGAGAAACUGAUAAUUUGGUAGAGGCCUCUGAAUUAUUUUCUGAAAGAUUUUAUAUAUAUAUAAAUGUUUCAUAUAUGUUGCCUGGGUGCUCAAAUAUAAGCCAUAAACAACUCAAUGAAAUUCAGAGAAAAUUGUCAGUCACAGGACUUGUUGAAAAAAAUGUGAACGCUUUGUUUAUUCCAUUUACAAAGCGGUAAGUCCACAUUGUGGACUUACUUGAGAAAGGACUUUGUAAAUGGUGAUAAAGGGGGGUAAGGCAGAAGACGUGCAGCGUCCACCUCUGCCAGCUCCUCUCUGUCCAUCUCGUAAGUUCAUUUUUUUGGUAGAUAAAAGUAACAUAAAAAUAGAAUACAACAGAUACUAGAUUAAAGAGGUGCAGUGCAAUAGCACUAAUGUAUCCCUUUAACAGGAGUCUAGGUCAGAAAAUACAUUUUGGUCUUCAGCCCAUGAGCAAUAUUUGAAUCAUUGUAGGAAUUCAUGGUUAGGGUCAGGCUGAGCGGUUGCUUGUGCCAAAUGGAAAGGAAAGUUGUAAUAUACCGUGAGAAUUGCAUCAUCUCAGACAGGAGAUAUAGGAUAUCCUUACUAAUGUCAGGAUACUUACUACAGUCCUAUUUGCAAAUCAAGGGCAACAGUCCAGUAUGCCCAGUUUAUUUUGAACUCCUACCCACCAGCACCUGCCAGUAUCUGUCCAGGAAAAGGCGAUUGGCUAGGUGCCCAUGUGUAGUUGAGCUGACAUGAUGCGUGCUCUGUAACUAUUAUGUGCAGUGUCUAUAUUUUUCCUCAAGCAUGCCAUCGAAACAGGAAACUGUAGAGGCAAGUUGUGCUGCGAAAAGAGGGGUGGGGGCAUGCAUUUAAACCCUAAAACUGCUUAUGGAGCUUAUAUCUAACUAUAACAAGGGCCACAUUUAAGAGUUCAUGCUGUGUAUUGCUAAUCUAUCACCUAUUAUACUUCAAUCUGUUUAUUAAUCGUUCACUGGGCAAGAAGCCAUUAAAUCGAAUGUUUUGUCUUAGUGAGUCUACAUCAUUAUUAUGUACACUUAAAAAAUAGCUUUGUCAGAUGAACCAAAAAGGCAUAAAAAUAGUCCAAUCAGUGUACUGAAAAAUAUAUUCAGGUGGAACUCUGAAUCAUGAAUGAAACAAAAGUCUUCAUUCAGCGGCACUGUCAUUUGUUUCAUGUUCUGUCUAUAUGGGAGAUCCAGAGUUAUGGAAUCGAAAAGCUUGCAGAAUUCAGAUGAAUUACAAGUUUUACAAACUACAUAACCCCAGCUGCUCAUAUCAUAAACUACACCCUCCUAUCUCUCACUUUUCUUUCCUCUAGAAAGGGUGGGAAAGCCAUGAAGUUCUCAGAUAUGCAGGUUUAUAUAUGUAGCAGUUUAUGGAGAAUAAUGGAGUCAACACAUUUGAAACCGUCUAAACCAAGUGAAUUUAUGGAACUGGUAGCUCUGUCACAGAUGCAUUUAAUCACACCAAAUGUAUAAUUGUGAAAAAUCCAUAUAUUUGAGAGGUUACCUCUCUUAAAAUUAAAUAUUUACAAAUAUAAACAAUGUGCCCUUUAGUAGGGUUUAAAAUAUAUAUAUAAUUCAAACACUAGUCUUUGUAACAUAAUUACUUGAGCCAGCUGUAGUAAAUAUCAUGCACUAACCUUAUUAAUUUCGCCUUUAUUAUACACAGCAAUGAAUCUGUAGCUGUUGGUCACAAAUGUCUUUGAAAUGAAGGAGGUUUUUUUAAAGCGUUCUAAAGUACUAAAAGUGGGACAAUUGCCAUAGAAACCACUGGAACCGGUGAUGCUUCCCAUCUUAUAUUUUUAGACCAAUUUUUAAACAGAACACUUUGCUUACCAUCAACCCUACAGGGAAAUGUAUCAAGACAAAACAGUUAUUUUGGGGCAACGUGCUUAAUGCUGAGUGACAACUGCCUGUGGUUUCCAUACUGAUUUCUCUUAUUUAGCAAUUUGACUUAGUGCAAAAACAGGUGUUAUUCUAACUCCCCUUUGAGUUUACCUUUGUGCAACCAUCGAUGAUGGACCACCUACAAAGCGGGGACAUACAAAAUAAAAUCAACACAAAAACCUUGAAAUAUCCUGAAAAACUGGAAAAAUCAUGGUUAUGAUGGCUGAUUGCUGGUGGAUUGAUAUAGUCAAAACGACAAGUUUGACUACUUUUUUUAGAUCCAGCUUUGAAUUUACAAGACAAGAUUUCUCUUUUAGAUCUGGUCACCUACUUUUUAGAGCAGGAAUAGAGACAGGAACAGAAGAACUCUAGGCAACUGUACCACUAAUGACUCCCCCCUAACUACUGUAAAUAUAUACUAUAAAUAGGUCUACUUACAUCAUGCAGUGCUCUCAUUGUGCAAAGUAGUAAGCUAUACAGCUGUACUUUCUUAGUGUGUAUGCACUGAGAUUUAGAAGGAGCUUCAAGAGGAACCAAGCCUUUAUACACCUUUAGUAAUUGAAUAAUGGAUCAAGAAUUUUACCUGAUGGACUCACUCCGUUCUAUAGAACAUGAAUUACAGAGGUGGAAUGUAUUUAUUAUUAAUUAAUAGUCAAUUCCAUCCCGGAGUUCCCUUUUUAAUUAGGGUAAGUUUCUCUAAUGAACUGUGUUCCAUCAAAAACUUGUAACUUGUACAAAUAACUAAUCAGUUCUCUUUGUUUACCACCCAAGUAAACUCAAUAAAACAAUUCUGAAAUACUACAUUUCCUUAAAGAACAUAUAUGUAAAUUACACUACAUUGGCUCUCACUCGAGAAAGGUGGCUUAGGCAUACCAAAUGUCCAUACAUAGAAUACAUCAAAAUUAUUCAACCUCCAUUGAAAAUCAGGUUUGUCAAAAUGUACAGCCUUUUAGCUAUUUGCAAUGAACAAAUCAAACAAAAGCAAUUAAAGAGUUUAACAUAACAAAUGCUUCAAGUGGUUUCCCCAAUUUAACUGAAACUGCAACUUAUGACUUCUCCAGUCUCAAAAUUAUUAAACCCCUUCGUGGCAAGUAUCUUUAGUACUUAAUAGAGCACACUUUUACUGUUAUGACUUGCUGCAAAUAACAUGCAUAGCCAGACAGCAGCUUCAGUCAGCAUUUCUGAGGAACGGUAGCCCAUUGCUCAUGAGCAAUUGCUUCCAGUUCAGUAAUAUUCUUGGGUUUGCGUGCUCCAGCCGCAUUCUUCUACCUGCUCAAUAUUUCAACAAGUAAACUUUUACUUUUUACAAUGAGUAAUGAAGAGAAGGCUUUGUCAGAACAUUACUUCUUUACUUAUAUUGAUCAAGCAUGGUGUUAAUGCUUCCAAUAUCCACUUAAAAGUAGAUCAGUUCAACAAAAUAUAUGGUAAAUAGCAUGAAACAACCAUGCCAUAAAGUUCCUUGGAGAGCACCAUAUACAUCUAUUCCAUCUACUAACUAUUUCUUCCGUUCCACCUAUGUCCACUACGUGAUGAAGGAUUGGAAAAAGGAGACCCAGAAGGCCCCAUUCUUUUAGCAGUGUUGUGCUAGUUUUGGGGUGGCAAUCAAAUUCAGCUUGCCAUUCCUUCAGAUCAAUAGCUUGGUAGGGUAUCCCCAUUGAUAAGCUGUUUUGUGGUUCCUGAAUGUUUUCGUAAUGUUAAUAAACUCCCUCCUUCUUGCCAUAGUAGUAGCUGACAGAUCCGCAAAUAGGGAAAUGGACGCAAAAGCCUUUGGCAUCGCUUGGGCUUUUUUAAAACGGCCAUCAGGAGUAUGAUAGUCUUGCAUUCUCACCACUUCCGCGAUUAGAUUUUUAGGCUUUGGGAGCCUAUGAGCCCUAUCAAUCAGCAGCUGCUUUUCACCAACUAUUUAGUGCUUGGGCAGCCCUUGGAUGCUAGACAUCUUAGUCAUUAUAUUCUCGUUUUUGUUUUUAUUCUUUCUUUCUAAGUAUGUGUAUAAUUAUUCUAUUUAAACUCUGCCCUGACAGCAUUUAGAGGAGACUAAGGAACGGCUUUCUAAAAAUAUCGAAACUCCUCCAAGAGCUCUGGUCAAUGGAAUUCACAGAUAGCUUGACAAGAACAUCAUUUAUUGCUUUUAUCUUUCCACUGUUUAAUUUUAUACAAGAAUGUAAUGUGAUGUCAUGGGUAAUGUAUGGCUAUGUUUUAUAUUUUCAUAGAAGGCACGUUGUGGGAGCAAACACGUUGAUUACAUACAAAAAAAUUUUGUCCAACAUAUUAGGAUCUCAUAAUCUGUAAGCCCACGAGAACUUUGUGUGAGGAGUGUGUCCUCUUUUUUUUUUCUUUUAUUUUACAAAAAGUGCAGAUUUCAAUAGAAAUUGGCACUUUUCUCAAUUAACCUUGUUACACCCCUGACAUUCAAGCAGAGAACAGGUCCUGUUACUUCCUGGUUUGUUUGGCUCAGUGGAGAUAGAGGCCAGAGCAUCUGCCUUGCAAAGACUUCUCAUUGAGCUGUAUUGGGAAGUCUGUGAUUGGACAGCCACAGAAGGUCUGGGCGGGGUUAGAAUGGGAGAGCUUGCAAAGGCAGCAGACAAGAGAAACAGGAGCUUUUGCAAACUGUAUUUAGAUGUAUCCCCAAUGAAAAUAAAAUGCAUAAUUAUAUGCUUGCGCGCAUGUUUUCAUUUGAGUUACAUCUACUAAACAAUAAUAAUUUUUUUGUCCAUUUAAACAAAAUCUUUAAGUGACUUCAAUACCUGAUGGAUUAGAAAUUUCAUCCAGGGUAAAGCAUUUAUUUUACAGAAUAAAAUGUUAAUAUUUUACAGCAGAAUAAACAUACAUCAUUAUAAUGAGCUUUUUUCAGAUCUGACCUGAACGCAAAAGAUGUAUUCUGGAACUGCGAGAAUUUUAAAAAAUAAAAUAAAAAAAAGAUUGCUUAGACAAUUAUAAAUUAAAAAUAUGUGACACACCGCACACAAUACAAGUACAUUUUAUGUAAAAAUGCACAAAUCAAUUGGGUAUAAUUUUCAGUAGUAGAAGACUAAGUCAUAUUGAUGGAUCUGGGCAUAAGUAUUUGAUAUAAUAUCCAAUGGUAUGAGACAAAGUAAGGCAAUUUGUGGUGGUGAUCUAUACAGUCACAAGUUAGCUGGAUCAUCUCUCAGUUUACCUGUGUUGGCUCUACAUUCAACAGAUCUUAGAACUGGAGUUACAUGUCUGUCUGAUAUGGGAUAGUGAUCCCACAAAGAACGAAAAGCUACAAAGUAGUGCUCAAGGCUAAAGAUACUUUGUAAACCAAGAAAAGCUGAUACCCCUGGUAGAGACGAUUAUUAUUGGGAUUUAUAUAGUGCCAACCUAUUCCACAGCACUUUACAAUUUUAUAGAAGGGGGAAUUUUAGCAAUAAAUGAAACCAUUACAAAAUGUUACAGAAACAAUAGGUUACAACUUAGAGCCAUGAGAAUUGUCUAAUAGGAUAUGAUUGGUUUUAACAUGAUCCUGGGGAUAUCAAAUCAAAUAUUACAUUUAAUGACUAAUACACUAAUUGGUGGUAGAUAGGCAUAAUAAAACAAGACAUGUAAAAAUAAAUCUCCAAAGCAGAGAACACAUGAUAUUUACCUGCUUAUAGUGGCUGGCAAUCUCCUCCUUGUCCUGUGAGUUUUACAUAUGCAGUGCUCUGGGAUAAACCUAUCCACACUAUAUGCAGAGUUCCUAAAAAGAGCAACACCUGGAUUCCAUAAAUGGGACUCUAAUCUCCAAGCAGGGAUACAUAAUAGAGCCACAUAGGGUUGUGUCAGUGACAAAGGUAUGCAUACAGUCAGCGGCAGAGGCGCAUGGACAGGAAGUGCCUUACCAUCAGAAGAAUCUCGGACUGAACAAACAUGUUGGUUAAAAUAUAAUGAAUUUUCACGUCACAUCAACGUUUUCUAGACAAUAGCUGAAAGUAUUUCCCAGACAAAAUUCAAAAGACCAAAGCUUUUCUCAUUUGGCUCCUUUAUUCUAUAAUGAUACAAUACAAACUGCAAAAAGACAAAGAUUGCCCCGUGCAUAUCCAUGGCAGAAGGCGGUACAUAAUACGCAGUGAUAUAUUUAUUUUUGGAAUUCUUUAUUUGCACUCAACUCACUGGUGUGGGGUACUGAGAUCAUAAUACAGAGACAGACAUCAGAACAUAGUGCAUGAAUAGGACAUAUCAGCCAGUGGCAGCAGAAGAGAAGACUAAAUUACAGUCUCUGGAGCGCAUAUUCUGUACAGUGUCAAGUCUCUAGCAUUGGUACGGGUAUGGCCGCCAACUGAUGGCGAGGAAGAUAAAUUAAAUAAGCAUCAAUACACAGAGGGAUCUCUAACGGUACAAAAGAGCGCCGAUAUACUCACCCUGACCUCGGGAGCCGACCCAGAGACAUUCCUCAAAAAAUUAGGCAUAUUAGCCAAUGGACACAGAAAGCAGCAUGAGAAACGCAACACUUAACUAUAAUAAUAAUAAUAAUGUUUUUUAUAUGCAUAUAAGCUUAUAAGGUCAAGGAAAGUUUCUCACUAUUCUUGCUACCCCUAACCCAGCACUCCAUGCUAUUAACCUAUAGCCCUAGGUAUCUGACCCCACAUAUAUAUGGGAUAUAUAGGUUAAGCCGGAAGAUUGUUGAAAUCAAGCAACCUCGAAUAUUAAGCAACCUCUUUAAGUAGAGAUCUCCGUAGAAGAGUAGAAAUGUACAAAUUGUUCCCUCACCAUGCCAGAGCAAGGGUUUCUCUGACAUUGUGAUUGUUGCUCUGCUUGUAGCCCAACGAAAUGUUAUCUGAUCCUGUUCUAACUUAUAUAAUAACACAUAUAAUGGAAAAUUGUAUACUGUGUGUAUAAAACCUAAUAAAAUACAAAUUUUAAAAAAAAAUAAGCAUCAAUAAGCGGGCUGUGAUACCUGUCUUCUAGCUAAAAUCUGAGGUAAAUCCUGGUCUCGAGGCAAAAUGCCAAGGUAUAUUUACACCUCUGGGUCUCGUGAAACCACGCUCUCUACGUUUAUGUGAGAAUAGAGUUUGGGAGUGAGAGAGCAAAUUGCUAUGCCAACUCCGCUAAGCACGUGGUCCACCAUAUCAAAAGUAGUAAAUAAAAUCAUAGAGUUUCCAAAAGAGAAAUAAAAUAAAGAAACCAAACUUAUAACCAUGUACAGCUCUGAUCAUUGGUGACAUGUUGGACCAAGUAAGUAUCAUGAAGCUUCAGGUAGUGGCCACAGCCUAAAAGUCUGAAAAGGCUCGCUGAGGGAUGAACGGGGUAACCUUUGUGGGGUCCCAUCUGUGUGUUGAUGUGGAGGCCUCCAUGGCCCAGACUGCGGCGGUGAGUCCUGCGGAAGGCCCAGGGUCUCCAAUAGAGUAGCUGCUCCCUACGGAUCCUGAACACGAUGGGUGGAAUCGCCGUGUAGGACUAGAAAAGUUCCCGAAGGAGAGUGGUGAAGGGUUGCAGUAAUUUCUGCAACAUGUCAGCAUAGAAGAAUAGGGCAACAUUUUCAAAGGUGUAAGGAGAAGUCCUCUCCGGGGCUGCCUGCACUGCGGCCUUAUCUAAUAUUUUUGAAAGUGCACCACCAGGUUUCUGGGCGCUGCCUCUGGGACCCUCUGUGGUUUGGGGAUUCUGAAAAUUCCAUAGACAGUGACAUUCUUGGCGUACCUCAGUGACAGUAAGGCCAACAUCAAUCUCUGCAGGAAAUGUGGGAGCUAUAGAUUUAUUAACCAUUUAAACACGCAAGCACUAGACAUUCCGAGCCUUUAAGAUAAGAAAUACAAACAGUGUAUAAUAAAAUAGAAAUGAUUGGGCUGUAGUAUAGUUGAAUUGAAAAAGUAGCUGAUGUUAUCAAUUGUUUACCUGUACCUAUUUUACCUAAUUAUGUCAUUACUGUGCAAUUCUCCACAAAUUUAGUGAGUAAUUUGGUGUGAAAUAAAAAAAAUUAUUGUAAAAAGAGUUACCCUUCUAAUAAAACUAGGUUAAACACAGUCAAAAUUAGUUGUUAGCUUUGUUAGUCUGUCAAUAUAUAAAAAAGAAAAAUCACAUGAGCAGGCACACCAACAAUAUGGAGCUCCAAGAAAGGUGGGACAUUGGGAUAAAAGGGCAGAGGGAUCUGGGCCCAAUAUAGGGACUGUCCCUCCUAAAUAGGGACAGUUGAGAGGUAUGGAAUUUAGAAUCUGCUCUUCUGUGUAUGCCUCAUAAAAAAAAAAAAAAUAAAAAAAAAAAAAAACAAGACAAACUAAGAAAGGGUUAAACAUGAAUACAAAUGUUGGCCUCCACAAUUUAUCUAGAGGAUGUCCCCAUAUAUCUCCUGUUCAGGGGGUCUGUAUACCGUAAUUGCACUUGUCUCUUCUUAAAUAACUAAAACCACAUCCUCCUUACUCCACCAACUCUUUGUCAGAGUAGCAAACAGACUAAGGCUUUUGGUCCAAACAAAGAGUACUAAUGUGACACUGAUGACUUAACAAUUCUCACUAGUAAAUCAUAAUUAAUGACUAUAAAAUAAAAUACUUUUUUCCCCCAUGUAAAAGUCUUAAAAUUGUGAUUAAAAUCCCAAAUAUAUCCUUUCGAUUGUAAACUCCUAUGUGCAGGGCCCUCGCUAUCUCUUGUUCAUUUAAGUCAGACCUUAUCGAAUUGUUGUUGAAUUAAGUUGUGUCCUUUGUGAACCAGUUGUACAGCGCUGUGGAGAAGGCUGGUACUUUAUCCAAUAAUAUUAUGUCUAUUUAUAUAAUAUAUAUUGCUUUUCUCGCCUUUUAUAACAGUCAAAUGGUUUGUUGAGUAAACUGUGAAUUGUGCCAAGUUAUAAAACUUAGCACAACAUUAUCAGUAGUUAGAUUUGUAUUUAUUUAUAGCAACACGGCUAUUUUAACCUAUAUGUCGCAUCUCAGUCAGUUAUCAGGAUUAUUUACUGAAGCAUGAAUUAUGGAGGCCUUAAUCUGGAAAUGUCAAAUUAUAGGCCAAAACAGCAGAGAUUAAAACAUGGGUGUGAUUAAAAUAUCCGUGCAUUCUAGAGUUUAGUUCCAAUUUGGCCCUAAAAUAUGAAUUUUCUCCUGUUGGUUCCCAAAAGCCUGCAGUUUAUUGCGUAAUAUUUAUCUCUGUUUAGUGAAUAAGCCUCUAACAUUUUCUUAGAAAGAUCUGGAAUUCUGUAUUUUUUUUCCUAGAGGCUUUCCUAUAGUAUAGUGUUUCAUUCCACACAAUCCUGCUAUGUCCUUUCCCUGGGCUGUGUGUGUAUUUAGUCACUGCAUAAUUACUGCUCCUCUCUGUGAAUUGUAACUUGGCAGCUGAUUCUCCCUCCCCCUUCCAUCUAUCUUGGUAUAGUAACACCCAGAUCUCCAUGUGUCACAGAAUAUAGUGCCAGCUUGCACCCCCUCUGUGCCAGGAGGACUCCAACUCCAGGCUGGCUCUCUAACACCUUUUAUAGGCAGCUACCAUGAGGAGAGUGUGUUUGGGAAACUGUAUCAUACAACCCUUGGAAGAAAGAGGGAAGGAGGGAGAGAGAGACAGAAAGGAGAGAGGGAGGGACUGGUUAGUUAGAUAUUUACUGAGACUGAGCAAAAGGAGGAGGGGAGAAGUGGGGGAGAAGAAGAGGUCACAGCCAGACUGGGGGAGAGAAGGAGAGAGUGGAGGAAGGCAGUGGAAUGCAGUGCAGAGAGAAUAGAAGCAGUGAUAAGGAAGAGAGGACUAUUAGAUGAUGAGAGAGUUAGACAAAGUAUCGCUAAACUUCCUGAAACAUCUGGCAGCGUGCUGAAAUUCCUGGGGCAGGGGAUGGAACACAGGAGCCGCCAGACAGAGAGAGCCUGAGUCCAGCACAGAUACAGCACUGUCUACUCCUCACUUCCCGAGAUGUGUCAGAGAGGCAGAUGGAGCUGGUGGUGGCAACGUGGGCUACCGGUGCAGGACUCCAGCCAGGUGUGUGAAUGGAUGUCUUGGUACUAAACCUGCAUUAUUUCCAAGGGCCCAACACAUGGAGACAAAGGGAAGAACCAGGGAUACUCAGCUGCUUUCUUUGCCACAGUGGGUAAGUGAAACUUUAAUUUCUCCUGUCAGGGAUGGCCAAAAGGUAGGUAGAUCCCCAGGAACAUAGUGCUUUGGCAUUUUAAGUUCUUCAACAGCUGGAGAUCCACCAUUUGGCCACAUAGGUUAUUUCAAACCUGCUGAGAUUGUUUCCAUUUUGUAAUCCUAUACUUAGGCCAGAGGGGGCAACCUGCAUCCACCUGGUACUUGGUGGGAUCUCAGCCAAGAUGAUGGGAGUUGUAAUCUAAUCUAAACUAAAAGAGUCACAGUGACAGAUGUUGCUAUUUGACUGUCAUGCAUGUUAAGUGCUGGCACAGAAUGGGUUAGUGGCUCAUUACCAAAUAUGUGAACACGUAUUCAUCAAACUGUGAAUUGUUGGGAACUGAAAGAGCGUAUUGUGCCUUAAAACUCUCUCCCAGGGUUAUUUACUAACGUGAGAAUUCAAAGUGAAUUUAAAAUUUCAAGUCCAAAUAACCGAAAUGGAAAAGUUCUCCAAGAUAACAAUGUUUUCAGUUAAGCUACUCUGGGCUUAAAUUUGAAAAAAGUACUCUGAAUUCUCACUUCAAUGAAUAGCCCAGUCUGAAUUGUCUGGCUUUUAGGUAAAUGGGCAGAUUCUCAUGACCACUGUAUGGAACUGCCACUUUUAUUUUAUUUUCAUGAUAUUUGGGCCUUCCUUAUGGUGCCUUUCUUACUAGUUAGUAAAUUUUACAGUAGUGUAAUGUCUGCACAUCAUAAGGGGAAUUAACUGACUUUACACAACAAUUCAGUAUGCAUGCGUAUCCACAACAUACCCAUAAUACCAUGCAAAUGACCACAAACAGCAUUGUCACUUUUCCAGCCAACAUUUUUAUAGGUUCCCCUAAGUAACGGCCCACUGUAUUAUGUACGUGGUUUAGCUAAUUUGAAGAUGACGCAGUCAAGGGUUUUAUUACGUCUCAACAAUUUAGAAUCUCAAUGAGAAAUCUGCGGUUUUAUCACUUUAGAACAUUGCAGAACUUUGAGAUGGGUUCCUUGAGGGUUAAAAGUUUGAAGGGACUGAGCACAGCGUAUUUAAUGCGCUUCUGAGUAUGUUUAUAUAUUGACGAUAGAAAGAGUUAAUCUGCUAUAGUUUUUUUUUUUUCGAUUUGCGUUUAUCAAAUAACUCUUCUAGGGAGGUCAAUGUGAUGGCUUUAAAAUUUUUGUAAAAAUUCUCAGAGUCCGCUGUUUAUCAGUCCUUAUGUGCUUUCAUCUUAUGAAGAAUCACAAAAGUUUUAACUUUGAGUUUAAACACAAUUUAUUUUUGUCAGAGUAACGAUUUUUAUACUGGUCACAGUAUAGAUUAGAAUAUGGAGGGGGGCAUGUUGCCAUUAGCUGUCUGGUGCCAGCAUUCUGUGCGUGCUGGCGUCAGACGCCAGAUUUACAUCAGAUUCACAUUAUCCAGGCUAGAACACUAGUUCUAGGCUGUAUGACACCCCAAUUACGCAGCCGGAGGUGGAGUUACAUCUACACCUAGCGCAGCAGAGAGACUAAACUCUGUAUGUGUAACGUUUCAUUGUGAAAUUUUACACAUACAGACUCCAGGCACCAUCACCACUUCAUAUCACCUCUAGACUGUAAGCUUGUGUGAGCAGGGUCCUCUUCAUCCUAUUGUUCCUGUAAGUUUUUUGUAAUUGUCUCAUUUAUUGUUAAAUCUCACCCUCCUAUAAUAUUGUAAAGUGCUACAGAAUUUGUUGGCGCUGUAUAAAUGCCAAUAAUAAUAAUAAAAAAAGAUCAGUGAAGUGAUUAUGGUGCUUGGAGUAGCCAUUUAAGUUAGUGUGUCCUCAAUCAUUGGGGCAGGAAACCUUAUAUUUAUUAAGCCUCAGGCUAAUGGACACAAUCCGUUGUUUUAUGAUGCAUACAUCAUUGCUUUUCCCAGUGCAAUAAAGACCCUCUGACAGAGGGAUGAGCCUAACUCACUCCUUUCAGCUACAGAUCAGCCCUUACACCACGUUUUCUAAAUUAAAACAUGCAGUGUGAAUAGAUCUGAUACAAGUUUGUUUCCUUCUACGGUAGAGUUCAGUUAGAUCACCAGCCACAUGGCGCUCAUCUUAUAGGACACAUUUGAACUUUGAGACUUGUAUAAAUUGUUAACCAUGUGACCGUUUUAAAAACGAUUUUGAAUUUAAUUAAUUUGCUAUUUUUAUAUUUCAACAAGCAGAUUAUGUGCAGCACAAUGGGUAAAAUCUUCCAUGCAUUAUUCUGGUAAUGCCAUUUUACUCGCACUGUACAGUGUGGGGGGGGCCCCUAAUCUCCAGGCAAAUUCAAAUCUUGGCCUGUCUGAGAUUUGUGGGAGUCACUUGUCUGUUUGCUGCUGCUGCCAUGUUAAUUCAGCUCUUCCUUAUAAUACUGGCAGGACAGGAGCGGAGGAGACAGAAACAUGAUUCCAUCUCCUCAGCUCCCAGCUUGCAAUUUCAUUAUUAUGAGAGGAGCUUAAUUAUUGGCUGCAACUGGCCAGGAAUAUAACUCCCAUGAACCUUGGGUAGGCUAAGUGCUAACCAGGGCCGGCCUUAGGGGUGUGCGAGCUGUGCGGCCGCACAGGGUGCCAUGGCAACAGGGGCGCCGGGCGGCCAGCACAGCUCGCACUCAGUCACUCACAUGCCGGCCCGAGUCAUGUGCAGAGCAAGUCAAGUGCAUUAUGCUGCGCACUUGACUUGCAAAUUAUGAAGAGAGCAGCGGCCGGGAGAGAGAGGAGGUCAGGAGCACGGAGGAAGAGCAUGCUCCGUCUCCACAGUCAUCCCCGGAAGGAUCCGCACAGUGAGUGUGAGGGAGGAGGUCAGUGCUGGUAUCAAGGUCGGCAGACUGGGACACUGUCAGGAGGUUCCAGGGAGCAGCAAGCUUUAAUGUGAGUCUGUUUAUUCUUGUUGUAACUAUUGCUUUUUUUUUUUUAAAUUAAAUAGAUUGUUGUUUUUGUGUGUGUGUGUGUGGGGGUUUGCAGAAGGGGGAGCAGAGGUUUUCUCGCUGGGAUUUUGGGGAAGGGGUUUUGUAGAAGGGGGUUGGUUUAGGGAGGAGCAGAGGUUUUAUAGAAGGGGUUAGAGGUUUUGUAAAAAAGGGGGUAGGGGUUUUGGUGUAGAGGAGAGGUUUUGUAGAAGAGGGGGCAGGCAUUUCUGGUGAAGUGGCAGGGGAAAGGAUUUUGUGGAGGGGGCAUGGGUUUUGUUGAAGGGGGACCAGGGGGUUUGUAAAGGGGGCAGGAGUUUAGUAUAAGGGGAGCAGGGGUUUUGUAUAAGGGGAGCAGGGGUUUAGUAGAAGGGGAGCAGGGGUUUAGUAGAAGGGGGCAGGGGUUUAGUAUAAGGGGGCAGGAGUUUAGUAUAAGGGGGCAGGGGUUUAGUAUAAGGGGAGCAGGGGUUUAGUAUAAGGGGAGGCAGGACUUUAAUAUAAGGGGGGCAGGGGUUUAGUAUAACAGGGCAGGACUUUAGUAUAAGGGGGGCAGGAGUUUAGUAUAAGGGGAGCAGGGGCUUAGUAUAAGGGGGCAGGGGUUUAGUAUAAGGGGAGCAGGGGUUUAGUAUAAGGGGGGUAGGGGUUUAGUAUAAGGGAGCAGGGGUUUAGUAUAAGGGAGCAGGGGUUUAGUUGAAGGGGAGCAGGGGCUUAGUAUAAGGGGAGCAUGGGUUUUGUAGAAGGGGAGCAGAGGUUUAUGUAGAAUGAGUGCAGGACUUUUGUAGAGGGUGGCAGUGGUUUUGGUGGAGGGGGAAGGUUUUUAGUGAUAUUAUGUGAACAUUGCUGUAUAGUUGAUAUAUAUAAUGAUAGCAUGUGUUUUGUUAAAGGGGGAGAAAAAAAAUUAUAGAAGGGUGGGCAGGGGUUUUAUUAAAGGGGGAGCAGGGGUUUUGUAGAGGGGGCAGGGGUUUUGUAAAAAGGGGGGCAGGGUUUUUGUAGAAAGGGGGGCUGGGGUUUGUGGAAGGGUUUUGUAGAAGGCGGAACAGGGCUAUUGUAGAAGGGGCAGAGGUUUUGCUGAAGGGGGGGGGGCGCCAUAUGUUGGGCUCGCACAGGGCGUCUGAUCACCUAAGGCCGGCCCUGGUGCUAACCCUAACCUUAAUUACAUUAAAAUAUAUUUAUAUUUAAAAUUCAUAAUUAUGGGGAAAUUCUGUUCUUUAAAAAAAAAAAAAAAUGUAAAUUAUAAAAUCCGUUCAUUUUAAAAAAAUUUUUUUAUAUAAACUUACCAAUUCAGGCUUCGUUAUAAUGAGUUCAAAGAGAACUUGGUUGUGAUUCGUAUUAAGUUUACAACUCAAUGGAUUCCACACAGUUCCCAGUUAGUGAAUUAACCCUGUAUGUCUCCCUUGUCGUCAAAUUUCCUUCCUGACCCACUGAGCUAGAGUGACAGAAUGUAACUGUUAUGUGGCUUAUACUUACGUUCAAAAACCUCUCUAUAUAACCUUCUAAAAAAAUGUACAGAAAUUACAUUUAAUAUAAAAAUUAAAUAAGUUGGACAUUACAUCCCAGCACGCAGAAGUAUUUAUAUUGUAACAGUGUAUAUUAUUAUUGGAAUGUCUAAUAAACUUACCUUAUCUAAACUUCCGUGUCCAGGGCUAUGUGAGCGCUUGCUUGCUCUGGGCAUUCCUUCAGUAGGGCUGGAUACGAGCAAGGAACUACUGGCGUUAGUUUUUUUCCAUUCCUUGUCCUGGCUGUACCUGGCUAGUUCAUGUAAAUUAAAAUAUAAAAACUAGUGAGAUUUAAAUAAUAAAUAAAUAGCAGACCCCGUAGCUAACUGUAAGUUUAUUAAAGGUUUUUCUUUCAUAUUGCUGUUACACCGUAACUACGUUUAACUUAAGAAAUACAAUAAACAUUGCAUCCAUAUAUCAGAUAAACACCGAAUACACUUUAACAUUGUGUAAACAGAUUCUAAAACCAGAUACAUUUUGGAAAAAAAAUAAGUGUUGAAACGCAAAUAUUUAGUCUUCAAGUUCUCAUAGUAACUGAAUCUGGUGAUGUGACUCUGAAUAUAACUGUCACAUGGGCGCUGUCAACUGUCUGUACGUAUAGCACUACAUUUGCAAUCUUAAUCAAUGCAAAUAAAUGGAAGGAUUACUUUAGUAAAUUAGAUCACCAGCCUCUGUGUACAGGGAGUGCAGAAUUAUUAGGCAAAUGAGUAUUUUGACCACAUCAUCCUCUUUAUGCAUGUUGUCUUACUCCAAGCUGUAUAGGCUCGAAAGCCUACUACCAAUUAAGCAUAUUAGGUGAUGUGCAUCUCUGUAAUGAGAAGGGGUGUGGUCUAAUGACAUCAACACCCUAUAUCAGGUGUGCAUAAUUAUUAGGCAACUUCCUUUCCUUUGGCAAAAUGGGUCAAAAGAAGGACUUGACAGGCUCAGAAAAGUCAAAAAUAGUGAGAUAUCUUGUAGAGGGAUGCAGCACUCUUAAAAUUGCAAAGCUUCUGAAGCGUGAUCAUCGAACAAUCAAGCGUUUCAUUCAAAAUAGUCAACAGGGUCGCAAGAAGCGUGUGGAAAAACCAAGGCGCAAAAUAACUGCCCAUGAACUGAGAAAAGUCAAGCGUGCAGCUGCCACGAUGCCACUUGCCACCAGUUUGGCCAUAUUUCAGAGCUGCAACAUCACUGGAGUGCCCAAAAGCACAAGGUGUGCAAUACUCAGAGACAUGGCCAAGGUAAGAAAGGCUGAAAGACGACCACCACUGAACAAGACACACAAGCUGAAACGUCAAGACUGGGCCAAGAAAUAUCUCAAGACUGAUUUUUCUAAGGUUUUAUGGACUGAUGAAAUGAGAGUGAGUCUUGAUGGGCCCGUGGCUGGAUUGGUAAAGGGCAGAGAGCUCCAGUCCGACUCAGACGCCAGCAAGGCUGAGGUGGAGUACUGGUUUGGGAUGGUAUCAUCAAAGAUGAGCUUGUGGGGCCUUUUCGGGUUGAGGAUGGAGUCAAGCUCAACUCCCAGUCCUACUGCCAGUUCCUGGAAGACACCUUCUUCAAGCAGUGGUACAGGAAGAAGUCUGCAUCCUUCAAGAAAAACAUGAUUUUCAUGCAGGACAAUGCUCCAUCACACGCGUCCAAGUACUCCACAGCGUGGCUGGCAAGAAAGGGUAUAAAAGAAGAAAAUCUAAUGACAUGGCCUCCUUGUUCACCUGAUCUGAACCCCAUUGAGAACCUGUGGUCCAUCAUCAAAUGUGAGAUUUACAAGGAGGGAAAACAGUACACCUCUCUGAACAGUGUCUGGGAGGCUGUGGUUGCUGCUGCACGCAAUGUUGAUGGUGAACAGAUCAAAACACUGACAGAAUCCAUGGAUGGCAGGCUUUUGAGUGUCCUUGCAAAGAAAGGUGGCUAUAUUGGUCACUGAUUUGUUUUUGUUUUGUUUUUGAAUGUCAGAAAUGUAUAUUUGUGAAUGUUGAGAUGUUAUAUUGGUUUCACUGGUAAUAAUAAAUAAUUGAAAUGGGUAUAUAUUUGUUUUUUGUUAAGUUGCCUAAUAAUUAUGCACAGUAAUAGUCACCUGCACACACAGAUAUCCCCCUAACAUAGCUAAAACUAAAAACAAACUAAAAACUACUUCCAAAAAUAUUCAGCUUUGAUAUUAAUGAGUUUUUUGGGUUCAUUGAGAACAUGGUUGUUGUUCAAUAAUAAAAUUAAUCCUCAAAAAUACAACUUGCCUAAUAAUUCUGCACUCCCUGUAUGUGCUAACUGAAAGUAGCUUCUAACCAACGUUGGAGAAGCAGGAAUCUAUAUCUCUAUUCCUUAGGCCCAAUUCCACAAACCAACUAAAAUAAACCACUUCCUUUUAACUGAGAGCGACCCAUCCACCUUGGUCCCUUCUAACUAUAUAGCAUGCACUUCCAAGGGUUUGAUAUCACAGUCAAUCACCUCCUUAUUCCCUUCACAUGUAACCAGUCACUGCAUUUAUACUAUUCAUUAUCUCUGCCAUCACCUUCAAAUUCAUCCAUUACUUCUUAUCUCAUCUCCUCAUUUUAACCUUUAGAUUGUAAGCUCAUGGGCUAGCUAGCAAGGUACUCUGUAUAAAAGAUCUUCAGAUGCUAUAUCUCCCCUCAUGGGCAGGGUUUUCUUUACGAUUUGCGUUGGUUUCGUUACCGUGCAGUGUCUUUUCCCCAGUUGUACAGCACUGCGGAAUGUGUUGGCGCUUUACAAAUGCCAGUAAUAAAAUAAAUAAAUGUGUUUUAAAAUGAAAUUUAUAUUUGCUAUUUAUAAAGCACCAACAUAUUCAGUAGCGUUGUACAACGGUGGAGCAAUUGUAAAUGUUAUUGUAAAACAUUUUGACAUACAACGCUAGAGGAGGAAAGCCCUGCUAGGGCAUGUUUACAUUUUAGUCUCAUGAUAUGUGUUAUUGUUUCUAAUAUGAAGCAGCCAUUUUAUCAUGUUUUUGGUUCUUAUGUAUUAAUUAUCAUAUUGCACAAAACAAUGAACACACUAGCAAAUAUCACAGUCUGUACUCUCACAAGGGGAGCUGGUAGAAGGGGUGAGCCAAGGGCCAAAAACACCGAUAUACAUUUUUUUUUUUUUUUUAGGCCUUUGAAGUCGUGGCCUUUAAGCCAGUUUUCUUGCCAUGCCCCAUUUUAUUCUGCGUCCACACUAAUCAUCAGAAAAUGUACUCCUACACAGUAUAGAUGGGCUGUUACAUUUUUACAGGGUUAUUCACUAAAGUGGGAAUUCAAAGUAAAUUUAAAACGUAAGGACAAAAUAGCCGAACUGGAACAUUUCUGUUUGGCUACUCUGGCCUUAAAUUUGAAAUGUACAUUGAAUUAUUCACAUUGAAUUUUCACUUUUAUCUAGGAAAUUGUAGUCCACAAUUAACGUUUGACUUUGACUAGACGUCAUUUGAUGGAGUAGUCCACAGACAGCUUGGGAAAUGUAGAAUAACUGUGGCCAUGAUAAGGAUUUUGUUCUGCAGCGUUGCUAAUGGAGAAGAAGGAGUUCUAUUUACUCAAUGCUCUCACUUAAUUCUCCAGCUCAGGGUGGUUUUACUUGCCAGUAGCCACGUUACGUACUCUCAUGCUUGUUGAAGUGACAUCUGAUCCGAAAUGGCAGAAUGUGCUGUGGAACGUAUUUGUUUUGCCCAAAAUUUGGUCCUACAGGAGAUAAAGUUGUCCCUACAUUGUCUCAUAUAUAUAUAUAUAUAUAUAUAUAUAUAUAUAUAUACACACAUACAUACCUAAAUAUACUUAAAUGGGGUACUGCUGGGGGCCAAUACGUACAGUAAAAAUGAAAAUCCAGCGCACUCACUUAUCUACUAAACAGUUAUUUUAGUGCUGAACAGUUUUUUUAGUUUUAUUAAAAACACCUAAUCUAGGCAAAAAAUAAUGGUGGUUUAGUUGUAUAUAUAUCGUGUGAUUGACAUGACAUGAAAAAAUAUAUAUUUAUAAUAAUACUCUGCUGCUCUAAAGAUUUAACGUUCUUAAAGGGCAACCAUCAACCUUGAUUUGCUUUAUCUUUAAACUGAGUUUUAAAUAUUUUAAACAUUCCUUCUCAACUGCACUUUCUUGCCCUUGUACUAGCAGAACGUGGUGAGUUAUGUUUUGUUUAUGUUUUUCCCCGUUUAAACAUUGCGUCAUGCCAUCAGAAUAUACUCAGGGCUUAAAGUUUGAAGUCGUAUACCACUAGCCAGGCAUUACAAAUUACUAGCCCCUGCACCCUACUCAGAGGAGUUAAUCUCUACUUAUUGGGGACAAAUUUUAACCCAACAAUGGCUAGUGGCAAGUGGAUAUUUUGAACCCUGUUGUAUCUACAUGUACUUUACAUUGCUACCAUAUUUUCUAUUAAAUUUACAAUCAUUUUAAAUCCAUAAUUUGCUUGUAAAUAAUUUUCUUUCCAUGUUCUGGUUUGGUUUUUAGCUUUCCCUGGAUUUUAGCAAAGAUGGCAGCUGAAGUUAAUAUGAGGGAAUGUCUCGCUCAAAUAGACAAAGAAAAACGGAGAACUUCUAGAGUCAACAAGAGCCCAAGGAAAGGGAGGUCUUCAUCUGGGGGGAGUGGAAGCAUUGAGGAUGUGGGUAAAUCAGGGGUGGCACAAACUGAGGUGGUCGCAAAGACAUCAGUUCUUCAGGGUAAAAUUAAAGCUCUAAAAGAGAAACACAAGGAGUUGAAAACCAAAGAGUGUAGCAAAGAGGAAGGAGACCUGGCAGAGGAUGUCCUGGUGGUUCCUCAACUGCGUACAUAUCUGACAGAAGAUGCACUUGAAAAUAGUAGCCCCGGAAGAUCCGUCAAUACUGGACAGGAGAAUUUGGGUUCAGAGAAAGAUUGGGGUGACUGCAGGAUAGAUGGUGCUGAACAUAAAUACAGUGGGCAUUUGGCAAUGAGCUUUUCUGAUAUGAAUCUGAACACCAAUGAGAUGAGCUCACAGAUAUGGCCUGAGGAUCGACUGCCAUCCUCUUUCCAGGAGAAGUUAGGUCCAUCACAGUAUACGAACAACCUGAGCCUGGCUGAGAGAGUGGAGAGGAACAGACAGGACCUAAGAUCUAAAUUCAUCAAAUCCACGCGUUACGAUGUAGCGGCAUUGCAUGGAGAUGGGGAUGAUCAAAUACACCUAUCCAAUGACCCCUGUGAGUAAUGUCCUUUACCGGGAUGAAUGGUGUUCGAGUGAUAUUGGGGGGUGUUUUGCAAUUUGUUAGAAUGUGGUACAACACAUUUUUGUUCUUAUGGAAUCUACUUCUUUGGACUGUAGGGAUAUUUCUUGGGAACGUGGAUGGUGACUCAGGCGUGUCACUGCCGGUUUCAGAGAGCUGCAGGUAAGAAAUAUAAAUUACCUAACUUUACCAUACACUUCAUCCUUUCUAGAAUAUUAAAGGGACACUAAAGUCACCAGAACAACUACCACUUAUUGAAUUUGUUCUGGUGAGUAGAAUCAUUACCUUCAGGCUUUUUGCUGUAAACACUGUCUUUUCAGAGAAAAUGCAGUGUUUACAUUACAGCCUAGUGAUAACUUCACUGGCCACUCCUCAGAUGGCUGUUAGAGAUCCUUCCUGGGUCAUGGCUGCCUAAAAUGCAUCCAAACAUUCAGUAUCUCCUCCCUCUGCAUGCAGGCACUGAACUUUCCUCAUAGAGAUACAUUGAUUCAAUUCAUCUCUAUGAGGAGAUGCUGAUUGGACAGGGCUGUGUUUGAAUUGUGCUGGCUCUGCCCUUGAUCUGCCUCCCUGUCAGUCUCAGCCAAUCCUAUGGGGAAGCAUUGUGAUUGGAUCAGGCUACCACUUCUGAUGAUGUCAGCAGACAGUUUGUUUUUCUGAGGCAAACAGCAUGCAGAUCUACAUACACAAAGAUAAAGCACUGCGCUUACAGCAGCAGUGGCUUAGUAUCCAACAGCUUAAAAUACAUAGUAAAAACAAAGAAAACGUUACCUGCGCUCUGGCCUAAAUCCCCAUGUGCAUUUAAACAAAAAUGGAGGCUCUUUAGUUUUAUUCUAAUGGCCAUUUGAAUAUAUAAGCUCACCAGCCACAUCAAGGCAAGCCUCAAUAGGUGAGUUCCUACACUAGCCAUUAGAUAUGCUGAUAUCAGCCAAGAGUCUCCAAUGAGACAGGAAGGGGUAUUUUAUAAACCCUUUAACAUUUAACCCUUUAUAGGGCUUCUGCACAUACAAUAAACUUUGCUGAUAUCAGACAAAGUGAGACAGAAAGGGGUGUUUUAUAAACCCUUUAACAUUUAACCCUUUAUAGGGCUUCUACACAUUCAAUAAACUUUUCUGGUAUCAGACAAAGUAUAGACGUCUCUAAUGAGACAUGAAAGGGUGUUUUAUAAACCCCUACAUACUUUACCCUGAAUAGGGCUAUAGCAUACAAAUCGCCUUGCUGGUAUCAGCUAAAAGGCAAAUUUCUCUGAUGAGACAGGAAGGGGUGCUGCCCCUACAUACUUAUAAAAUCUACAUCUUCAUACUUGAAUACAGUAAGAUUUUGCUAUAUUUAUGGAGGCAUGAGGGGCCCAGGGGGGCUAGAUGGUGGUUUUAACACUAUAGGAUCAGGAAUACAUGUGAUCCUUUAAACUAAUAACAGACCACAUUAGAGAACUUAACUGGAGUACACAGCCUGUACCUCUCCAGCAAUGUAUUACUUCUUUCUUCAGUGAGAACAGUGUGUCCUUAUAAUGCCAUCAGACUUAAAGGGUUACUGCAACCACCAUGGCCACUUCUGCUUUUAUAAGUGGUCAUGGUGAUGAUAGUCUGUAUGUCCAGUGUUUUUCCUUGAAAUGGUGCACAUACAGAAAUAUUUGCACUGCUGUGUUGGGGGCUUGCUACAUCACCCCGCACACGAGAUUUAGGCAGACCAGAACUGUUCCAAGCUGUCUAAUGUAAUUUCUGAGCAAAACAUAUGUCUGUCGUCAGCGCAAACAGCACACUAGUGACAGAUGUAAUGAGCAUAUACCUUGCAGGUAUCGCCGGGAGUGAGCCUGCAAUGGGAAGCCUUGAUCUUCGUUUCCUUCUGUGUACUCCCCUCCACCAGCUUUGCUAAAAUGCCACUUUUCUAACAUUUUAUGUUAAAUCCCUUCUUCCUUUUUUAAAUUUAGGAUAGUAAGUUCUAAAUAGCUAUUCUCCACAUAUAUCAUUUGAUUAUAUUCAUCCAUCAUCCCCCUUCUCUAUUCAUCCAUCAUCCCCCUUUUCACUGGUAGGAAAUGCCUGGGUAAUUACUGAAUGGGAUCACAUUGGUUUAAAGUCAAGGCUACCGUCCAGACUGAUUGUUCAUGUACACACACUGUAUAAAAUCACUUGUGUUAUGGCCUGACAGAGAAAUAAUUAUCCAAUUGUAUUGUAUGAAUAUAGUAAAUAUCACCAUGAACAUCUGCUUGGUAGAGACAAGAAUAACCAUUUGCCCCUUAAUUCAACCUGCACCAAGCUUCCAGGUGUUUAAUCAACAAGAAAGUCUUUAUUUAUAGUAUCAGACAUAGUGGUUCCCCUUACAUGUGGCUCCAGGUAUCUCUCAUACACUGCUGCUAUCCUGGAACCUGGAGACACAUGGGACUUUUAAAUAGUGUGUGUGACUGCUAACUUAUGGUGACUGUUAACUUAUCAUGGUAGUAACUAAAAAAGCCAAUUUGAUGCAGGUAAAAGCUAGACCCUCUGUUUUGGUGUCUGGAAUUGUAACAUUGACAUUCUAUGUAUGUAAAGAUAAAUAUUACGGCAGCACUGCUGGCGAGAGCCUAGUCUUAUGUCAUAAUUGUAUCCACAAAACAUACAGCCGGCUUGCAGCCCUAUAAACAGCUUAUUGAAUUGUUUGAAGAAAUCACAUCAAGUAGAGAUGACGUGUUCUCUCCACCGUCACUUUCACAAAGCUUUUUAACACAGAGACAGAAGUAAUCAUUGCCUGUAAUCUUUAAGCCUAAACCAUAUGUUAUAAAUCACAGCCAGUGUCUAUCAGUGUGUGUCCUUGUCUAAUCAUGUCAAAAAUGGGUUAUGUCCUAAUAUCACCUCCUGGUGCAUUUUGUGUUUUAUUUGAAUGAUCCGUCAGGGGGCACUGUCAGUGUCUGUCUCCUAUACCACCCUUUAUUUAUUUUUUUUAUACGGUCUGACGUUGGCUAUUACACUUAGGGAAGUGGCGUCACUAUAAAAUCCACUCUAAUCCUCUCCCAGGGAGCUGAGCGUCCGUCACGAGCAGGCCAAGCAGCUGUUGCACAGAGCACGAAUGAAAGCUAAAGGAGCGAGUCCAUUGCGAGCCUCUCACUGUGUUAUAUCUCAUCCGAACUCGCAGCCUCCACUCAGGCGGUAAGCAGGGAAGGGGGGAGAUGGACAGGGCAUGUAAAGGAAUUAAGAAAACCCUACAGGCUCAUCAAGAACAACAGAAAUAAAUAAGGGAAAUGGGGGAAAAGUUGAUCUGAUUAAGGAUAUGUCAUGCUGUCGUAUGUUUACCCAUUGUUUAACUCCAUCAUGCAUGUUUUCUAUAAUUUGCAUUUGCGAUGUCUGUUUUACUUAGAUCUUUUUCAGUGAAGACAAAUGUACACAUUCCGCUCUAGAACAAGCACGUUAACCCUUUGAAAACCACUGACAUCUAAUGCCAUCAUUACAAUCAGUGCCAGCAUGGAAUGGACUAUUAUUUAACCAUUUGCAUCUUUAUAUCACAUGUAAAUAGGACAUUGCAUUUCAAAAGGUUAAAUUAAACCUCAUUAAUGCAGGGACAAUACUCUGGUUUUACAUUUAAUGUGAUAUAGUAAUCACUUCCCAACUGUAUGUGUUUUUCUUGAAAAUACUGACAUUUUUACUCUAUGUAAUGCCUAUAUAUUGGAAUCACUUUGCAACAAAGCCAAAGAAAUCUCAUAUUGCCGUGUGUCUGCCCCAGAUAAUAACGGGACUCGAUUAUAGUGAGAAACCAAUUGAUUUUUACCAAACCCAGAUAACAGACAAUCAAUAGCCCUCACAGAUUAAAUGUAUACUGAUUCACAGCUUGAGAACACACUAAUUAAUCGUGGAAGUUCUGACCCCAAAAAUGAAUGUGACUCCUGCGGGUAAAAGACAAACAAAAAAGUGAAACCAGUCAGGAGCAAUGUCCUGGAAAUCCGUCUAGAUAAUAAAAAUAAAUAAUACAAUGACACUACAUUUGUCAGUCUCACUAUGGGGUAAUCACUUUAUUCCACGCACAUGACAUUGGUUGUGUCAGGCUUAGUGGUGUCAUGUUGAUUGGUCUAAAAUAAAUAAUUUUAAGUUAAUCUAAAAUAUAUCAUAUACUGCCGACCCUCUUGGCAAUCAGUACAGUGGAUACCACUGUUUGCUGGUUCUGUAUUAGCUGAGGUCUGUUCAGUAUCAGUAUCCGUUCUGCAGAAAGUUUGUUGUAACAGCAUUCAUUAUCUGUGGAUUCUUUAAUAACCUUUAACAUGAUAUCUGUAAAUCCUUGUCUCAAAUAAUGACCUUUUUCUGUAGGAGCUAUUUACAAAGAAUAAUCCAUACUGAUCGGUAUGAUGCAUUAUUGAUGUCCUAUUUGUUUGAUGUCCCGAGAGAGUUCAACAAUGGGAUCUUAGUUAAAGAUUUCCAACAAGUAACAGUCCAACUACUGGAAAACUGCCCCUCCGUGGGGCUUUUACACCAAGUGGAUAAAAUGAAGCCUCAUCGGAGAGUUAGCAGCUGGCUAGAGCAGUGGUAAUGUCACUUAGAAGUGGGAAACCCAGGUCCAAAUCCUGGUCAGACCUCCUCACCAGUAAUUGUCCCCUGUUGGGAAACCUAAUGAUAUAUCGGUCUUGUUUGUGCAGGGCCUUCUUCACCUUUAAUUAUCCUCUUACUUUAAUUGCGCAGUGGAAUAUGUUGGCGCUAAUAAUAAUAAUAAUAAAAGGUAGUUUCACGGCAGCUGGAGCACUGCUAACUUUUUUACCUUUGAUGUAGCUUAUCUAUAGGGAAGAAAGAACAACUUUUUAAAUUAGCAUAUACUGAAUGAAGUAAAACCCAGACUGUGCUGCUCUCUUUCCAACAUAUCUAGUGAGAGACAGGGCCGGUGCAAGGAUUUUUGCCACUCUAGGUGAAAUUUUCUUUUGCCACCCCAUUCGUUCCACCCACUCAUGAAGACUUACUUACACUGACCCAUACACACACACACACACACACACACGCUGACCCAUGCAGACACACACAAUGACCCACACACAUACGCUCACAUUGACCCAUACACACAUGGACUCAUAAAGACACACACGCUGACCCAUACACACACACUGACCCAUGCAGACACAUGCUGACCCAUACACAGACCGGUACAUACCCAUACACACACACACACACACACAUAUAUACUGACUCAUAAAGACAAACACACUGACCCAUGCACACACACGCACACACUGACCCAUACACACACACCCAUACAUAUACACACAAACAGACCCAUAAAUACUCAUACACACACACAGACCCAUAAACACUCAUACACACACACAGACCCAUGCAUACUCAUACAUACACACACACAGACAGACCCAUACAUACACACACAGUCCCAAGCAGACUGACAUACACAAACAUACUGACUGAAACAUACUGACACACAUUCUAUGAAACACACUGUGCAUUUUCUCUUACCUUUAUUGCACUUUGCAUACCUGUCUUCUUUAUUGCACACGGCACUGCACUGCCGACACUUUUUUGCUAAGCCCCAUUUCCUGUUAUUCUUCCGCUCCCUUGUCCCCACGUACAGGGCAAGGGGUGGGAGCGAGUGAAUGACACAUCCUUGCACUGCCUCGGUGCUUGACUUGGAGAAGAGUCCUGACUUAGCAGGCUGUGGUGAAUGCUGGACUGAUGUUCUACCGGGCGCUAGUCUACAAGUAAGUGCUCCCUAGCGCCCGGUAAUGAGGCCCGCUAUAUAUAAUCAAUCCCACUUGAUAGGGGGGCGGCCAGACAAGCAGUAAAGCCACUGCUGGCGCCCCCCUUCAGUAGGCACCCUCGGCGGCUGCCUACCAAGCCUAUAGAACGCGCCGGCCAUGCCUAAAAUGGAUAAAACCUACUGGCAAAUCUAGUCCUGAUAACCACAUAAUAGUGUUGACUAUCAGUCCAUAUCCUUCAGAUGUUGCAUCUGGAUUGGCAGAUUGUAUACAACUUUAUUAAAGCUAUUUUUUUGCUUUAUUUGUAAAAUAUAGGUAGAAAUAUGUGAUCGGAAAAGAGAACUUUUAAAGCAGGACAGUAAAUCAAACUCUGGGAAUUAAAGAGACCCUAUAGGUGUUAUAACCACUUCAUCUCAUUAAAGUAGUUGCAUUGCCUGGAGUCUCUGGGUGCCAUUCCACUGUUCAGUUUAAAAUUGACCGUGGGACAAAUCCAGGGGUUUCAGACAUGGUAACUAUUUCAAUGAGAUUAAGUGGCUAUGGUGCCUGUAGUGUCCCUUUAAAUAAAAAUGCUAAAUCUUUAGCUAUGGAACAGUUGUCAUUAAGGCAUUUGUCACUAAAGACAGAAGAUUUUAUCUGAAGCUAAGUGCCCAUUCUUCGUAGUGCGCUUCUAAGUAUAAAAAAAAAUACAAUGUCUUCAAAACUGGGUGACAGAUCUUUUAAAGGUAUGUCCGCCAUUAUUAAAACUUGUUUUUACAUUUAUGAAGUUGCUCUGUUUUAGCUAAUAUUACCUGUGGCUGCAAGGAUCUGAGACAAUGGCCUAAAAAAGUUUGCUAUAUUGUUCAUGCUUGCCUGAAGAGGUCCUUUCCCAUUUCUCUUGACUUUCAUCUGUUUUCUUUUAUUGCAGGACCCCUUGUAUUUCUUGUACUACUACAGAUGGGGGGUCUCUGAGUGACAGCUCCAGCAGUGACUAUUGUUCGUGGCAGCGAGGCUCCCGGGGAAGCUCACCAUCUCAUGUUCGUUUCCAAGAUGAGUCUGAAUGGGAUGCAGAGGAGCGCUACCGUGAACGACAGCAACAAAGUCCACAAACACUGUGUGUGAACACCACUCCACCAGUUAAACGACACUCCAAUGGCCAUGGUUCCUGGACACAGAAUCCGGUACCCUCUGUGAAUGAACAAUGUGGAGCAUGUGGUUCUUAUCUAAAUGGAUCAGGAGUUAGUCAUAUUGCUGGAGGGACCUGCCAUGGUUCCACUCCUCGAAAUGUUCAGCUGGGUCCUAGAAUAACUCAGGAAGGUCCUCUCAGCAGCAUCACAGGAACCCGACCAUCUCCUCAUUGGAUUCUCCCAUCCCAGCCAUGGCGAAUACAUUCAGAGCUGAUCCGGGAGACACACAUUGGAGGGGAUUCCACUGCAGACUCAUCAGGGGAAGAAGAGGGAAGCCGUUGCCAGAGUAAAAAUAGUCCUAGCUGUACUAUCAGACAAAACUUCAGAAACAAACCACACAAUUUAUUACCUAAGCCAGGAACCACGACAUACUCCUCAAAUCCAGAAAUUGAAACAAGCAGUAAUGUGCCUGGUUCUAAGUUACCAAGUGAAAGUAAGCCUAGCCUGCAGAAAUCGAUAAUUGACCCGAGAGCAAAACAUUACCCACCACCUAUUAAUCCAAACUCAAAAGCCAAAAUUCCAGAAUCAAAUCUAGAAACACAAUCUAUACCCAGAGCAUGUCAGCUGGAUGCAGUAAUAAAAUCCAGGAAUCAGCCAGUGCCACUUAAUGUGAAUACUAAAACAGCAAUGAGGACUGUAGAACUCAGGAAAGAACUCAAUCCUGAUAUUGGUACUGGAGAUAUUUUGCUCAAUUUAGAGAUCAGAGAAGGUACGAAGAAACUCAGUCUAACUGAUGGAAAACCCCAGGCUGCCUCUACAGUACCUUGUAUGAAGCAGAUAAUCCCUCCAUUAGAUGUAGACUCUGUUGAGGGUAGCCGCUCAUUCUCUGGCCAUGUGCCUGUGCCACCAGCAGGGAGAGCCCCCAUGACUGUGCCAUCCAGAAAUACCAGGUUUACAAUGCGUCCAGAAGAAACAGUUCCACGGGAAGCAUGUUUGGUGGAAAUGCACAAUAAAAAUAAUGUUAAACAUAAUCCACUGCCAAAAUCCCUUCGAAAAAAUGUGGAUGCUCUAGGGGACGACCAGCUAGUCUCACAAACUGGUACCAAAACCAAGGAUAGUAAGACUAGAGAAAGUUCUCAUAAGUCUAGGAAGCAAGUAGACAAUGAAAAGUCUAACAGUGUCAAAGAGCACAGGAUCCAUAAUAGAAAUCAUGUGCCAACUGAACGGACAGAAAGGGAACAAACUCACAUAACUAAGAGACAAAGUGACAGAGAGCGACCUCAAAUCAUCAGAGAACAAGCUGAUGUCAAAGACGACACGAACAGAACAAUGAUCGGCUCAUCCAGGCAACAACAGAUCAGCGACCGGCAUCAUACAACCAGAGAAGAGAAGUGUACUGAAAGCAGGGGGACUGUUAAACAACACUGUGUCAACAAUACAAACAAAGGUAAGCCUUCAUCACCUAUACAAAUGGUAAAGCUAUUAAUGGAAUAAAAACCUGGACAAUUUAUGUGCAUGCAUAUUCAGGCUUAGGAUAAAUAUACUUGCGUGGCAAGCUGAAAUUUGUCCAGAUCUUGUAAAUAAAUAAAUGACAUAAUUCAAACUAAGUUCGAGUAACCUUCAACUUCUAUUUGAUUUCACUGCAAGCUGUCUCAGCUCUAAUGCACAUUCCUCAAUUCUUAAUACUGGAAGCAAGAAGGGGGGGAGCCAGCAAGAUGCAUAUUUUGCAGGAUUCAUAUUUUCAGUUAAAUUAAAGUGGCACUGUCAUUGUUCGGGGACUUUGCCGAAUUCUUAAUCUUCCCCUCCUCCUCCCGAGGGGGCUCGUUAUUGGGGGUCCAAUGGCCGGGGAGGGGGUGGGCAGGUAAAGGUAGGAUUUACUUACCUGAUCCUGUCCCUGGCGGACAUGGCCAUCUUCCUCUGGCGGGUCCUCUUCAGAGCUUACGGCACUGCUGCAAUCUCGCACGUGCGUGAGACUACAGCAUUGAGGUCUAUGGAGGAUCCUGUGAGACCCUGCAUAGACACAGCCAAUUCCGUCCAGCUGUCGGGAUUUACUCAUAGACUCCGUCAUAAGUCUAAGAAAGAGAGGCGGAGGAGAAAUACAGAGAUAAAGUAGUCCCUACUUUGUCAUAGUAUAUCCUUGACUGGGUUGGAAAUCAGUGAAAUUCCAACAUAGUCAAAAUGAAUAUUUCAUAAAGAUUUUAUCUUAAUUAUAUCUUUAAGAAAAAACUCAUGUCUUGUGGGGUGGGGGUGAAAGUGCCGCUUUAAAAAGACACUUUUGGCAACUGAACCACUACAGCUUAAAGGACCACUAUAGUGCCAGGAAAACAUACUUGUUUUCCUGGCACUAUAGUGCCCUGAGGGUGCCCCCACCCUCAGGGUCCCCCUCCCGCCCGGCUCUGGGGAGAGGGAAGGGGGUAAAACUUACCUUUAUUCCAGCGCCGGGCGGGGAGCUCUCCUCCUCCUCUCCGCCUCCGAUCCUCCCCUUCGGCUGAAUGUGCACGCGCAGCAGGAGCUGCGCGUGCAUUCAGACGGUCUCAUAGGAAAGCAUUAUCAAUUAUCAAUGCUUUCCUAUGGACGCUUGCGUCUUCUCACUGUGAUUUUCACAGUGAGAAGCAUGCAAACACCUCUAGCGGCUGUCAAUGAGACAGUCACUAGAGGAUUUGGAGGCUGGAUUAACCCAUUUAUAAACAUAGCAGUUUCUCUGAAACUGCUAUGUUUAUUAAAAAAAUGGGUUAACCCAAGCUGGACCUGGCACCCAGACCACCUCAUUAAACUGAAGUGGUGUGGGUGCCUAGAGUGGUCCUUUAAUGUAGUGGUUCUGGGGCAAAUAGCCUGUCUCUGCAGAUUGAGCUGUGUAUAUUCUGAAAAAAGGAAGUGUUUGCACUGCUGCUUAACACCACCUCUACUGGCUGUCACUUGGAAAGCCACAGGAGGGACGUGCUGCAUGCGGUCCUGCAAAGAUUGAGUCAAUGCAUGUCUAUAAGAAGAUGCUGAUUUGUACAGCUCAGUGAUUGCUGUGCACUUGCCUCCCAAUGAUUCUCUACGCAGAGGUGUGGUGACGGCAAGACUGGUGCCUUGAGGGAAAUAAGGUAAGCACAAUAAUCUAAAGUAAAACUGUAACAAUAAGACCUGUUUGUAUUCAGAAUGCUUGAGCUUUCCUUUAAAGGACCACUAUAGUGCCAGGAAAACAUACUCGUUUUCCUGGCAAUAUAGUGCCCUGAGGGUGCCCCCACCCUCAGGGUCCCCCUCCCGCCCGGCUCUGGAAGGGGGAAAGGGGUUAAAACUUACCUUUUUCCAGCGCUGGGCGGGGAGCUCUCUGCCUCCUCUCCUCCUUCUCUCCUCCCCGUCGGCUGAAUGCGCACGCGCGGCAAGAGCUGCGCGCGCAUUCAGACGGUCACAUAGGAAAGCAUGCAUAAUGCUUUCCUAUGGACGCUGGCGUGCUCUCACUGUGAAAAUCACAGUGAGAAGCACGCAGGCGCCUCUAGCGGCUGUCAAUGAGAGAGCCACUAGAGGGAAUGGGGGAAGGCUUAACCCAUUCACAAACAUAGCAGUUUCUCUGAAACUGCUAUGUUCAUGAAAAAAUGGGUUAACCCUAGCUGGACCUGGCACCCAGACCACUUCAUUAAGCUGAAGUGGUCUGGGUGCCUAGAGUGGUCCUUUAAGCAUUUCUUUUUGUUUUUCAUUUUACAUAUUACCUACCUAAUGCUUUAAAAACAAAUUGUGGGUAAGUUCAAAGUGGGAGUAUACUGUUAAAGUGCUUCAGCCACCUACAAUGACUCUUAUCAUUUAACCCACUCAGUAUAGUAGAGGGCUGUUUAAAUGAUUGUAAAUGGGAAAUUGUGACUUUGGAAGAUGUUUGUUCUGUUGCAUGUGGUCCCUACCAGCAGUCCAGGGUUUGUCUACUUUCCUACAUCCUGGCCUGUUGGUGUGGAUUGUGGAUUAGGUAACUACUGGCCUACAAUAUUGAUUGAGCCAUUCCACUGAUUAUAUUUUGACUCAAUAAACAGUUGUACUAAGUCGACAACCAAGAUGCUCAAUUAGGGGCAAAGAAUAACGGAGAGAAAUGUCAACUUGGAGAAUAAUUUUUCCAACUAGUUUUGUCUAAAUUUUUCAUCUCUGUUGAGAAGUAUUUAUUUCACUGUUUAGUGAAUAAACCCAUUUCUAAAUAUCCGUACCUACCAUGGCAUACAGCAAAUGAUGGCAAAACCAGUUGUGGCAUUUGUUCAUUUCUAAUAUCUCAUUAGGCAAUGUAGUAACGUGGCACCUUAGAGGGCACAGGGUUUCUGGCAAUCAUUCUGUAAACAUUAACUAAUAUUCUUCGUAUAUUUCCAUCACAGAAUCUCCGUUCAAAGGUGCCACAGUCUCCAACCCAUCUCGUCUUUAAAUUCUCUACAUUUUAGAGUUUUCCAGCUGUUGCAGUAAGCUCUGAACACAGCAGAAAGCCUAUUAAGAUUUUCACUGUUCCGUUGAGUGCAGCCUGGACUUUUUCAAUAAAUCCUCGGCCCAGCAGGAGUUUAAGCAAUAUGUAGUUCAGCUCUUGUCAGUAAUUCCACUCAUCCUAUAGGAUAAAUAGAGCAUAUGUCCAAGCUGAUAGCAGCUGUGAUCCACCAACUCUCUGAGUUAAUGAUUUAUUGUGGCUUCCUGCAGAGGUGUUGAUGCUGUUCAUGGUAUUGAUUAUGUCUGUCUCUCUGUCUGUCCAUCCAUACAUACAUCCAGCCAGAUGCUUUAGUACAGUAAUAUAAACUCCUUUGAGGAAUACAGUAAAAGCCCCCGUAGCCAUAUUCAUUGAGGCAAUCAGUGCUUCCAGUUUGGGCAAUUAGCCUGCUAUAACUAUUAUCUUAGUAAAUAUGGCACAGCUCCUGGUAUGUUACCAUUUGCUCCGUCAUGGAAGGACAUGUAACCAGGGAUUCCCUUACUGCCUGAUGUCAUUGUCAUGCUUUGUUAAUCCGUAUUGAUGGCAUGUGCUGAUUGUUUGAUUUUCUGUCCCAAGGAGAUGACAUCUUCCAGUCCACAAGUCAAGAUGACUUCACUCAUGAAAAGCAAUUGGUACACGAGCCAGGGAAUGAACGGUGAGUUAAUGGCAGCAUGGCAAAUAUACAAGAAUGCUUAGCUGAAAACACCCGUCAACAAAUAGAAUACCACGUGUAUACUGCCAUAAUUAUAACAGCAACAUGUACACUGCCAUCAUUAUAACAGCAACGUGUACACUGCCAUAAUUAUAACAGCAACGUGUAUACUGCCAUAAUUAUAACAGCAACGUGUACACUGCCAUAACUAGAAGAGCAAUGUUUACACUGUCAUAACUAUAAGACCCCCCACUCCCCCAGUCUGUGAGGUACCACAGGAUCGAUCCCUUGUUUUGUUUAGUGAGUGCAGUCCCAGUGCAUGGAUUUAUGGGAUAUGUAGUUCAUCAGAUCUUCUGAGUGGAACUGCAGUGUUGGCAGGGUGUUCUCUGAUUGUGUAUGAUCACAGUUGUGGUUUGGAGCUUUGCAGUGAUUUGUGAACACUGUAUGCACAUUAUGGGUGGCAAAAGAACGCAAAAAAGUUAAACUUCAUCCUUUGACAUCAGGCACAGAACAGGAAUGGUUUUAGAUGCAGUUAUAAGACAUUGUUUGCAAUGACGAGGUGUCACACAUUGAGCAGAGCUUGUUAUGGUGCUGAGUGGGACCUUUUAAUAAAGAGUUUUACAAAGUGAAAGAGCAAUAAUCUGAAUGUAGCCUAGAAUCAUGAUAUGCUUUAUUCUGACCAUGAAAUCUGAGGGUUUAAUACGCAAAGUGGGUGGGCGCCCUAAAAAACAAAAAGGGGGGGACCUACUGUCCUCCCCCCUGGUCCCCACCCCUGAGCGGUGAGUGGGGCCCUAAAAAACAAGGGGGGGGACCUACUGUCUUCCCCCCCCCCGGCCCCUACCCCUGAGCGGUGGGUCGGGGCCCUAAAAAAAACAAUAAGGGGGGACCUACUGUCUGCCCCGGUCCCCACCCCUGAGCGGCAGGUGUGGGCCCUAAAUAAAAAUUCACCCCCCCCAAUCAAGGUGACUAGGGGUCCCAAGCCCCUAGUCACCCCCACCCAAAUAAAACUAUCCCCUACCUACCCCCCUCACCCAAAAAAUAGUGAGGGGGGAAUAAAAUAACUAACCUGUAAACAAAAAUUAAACUUGCCAUUUGACGUCUUCUUUUUUCUAAAAUCUUAAUUUUUCAGCCCCAAAAAAGGCCAAAUAAAAAGCAAUCAUACCCGUCAAACUUAAAAUAAAAUAAAAAACCUGAGCGCAAAAAAAUCAAUCCAUCUUCACCCAUAGAGGGCUCCGCGCAGACUGAGCUCUGCAGGGUGGGGAAGGCUUAUAAAGCCUUGCUCUGGCCUGCAAUUAGGCUAAGAACACUCUGAUUGGUUGGUUUAAGCCAAUCAGAGUGCUCUUUGUCAUUUUACACAGCGUGGGAAAAUUCCAAAGAACUUUCCCACGCUGUGUAAAAUGACACAGAGCACUCUGAUUGGGUGGCUUGAAAUCCAUCCAAUCACAGUGCUCUGUGUCAUUUUACACAGCGUCACAGGCUGCUCACUGUUUAAUAGACAUGCCCCUACUCGCGGUAUAGCGAGUAGGGGCUGAAUUUACUAAUACUAAGUAAUCUUUACUUAGUAUUAGUAAAGUUGGCUGAAAGACCAAUUUAGGUCUUUCAGCCUUUUAGUAGAUAACUCCCUGAUACCAUGGGAAUUGGGCAGUUAUCUACUAAGGUUAUCUACCUAACAAAGUCCCGAAUUGCAUCCUAACACGAAUGGAGAAACUGUUCUCAUUCUGUUAGGAUGCAAUUCGGCAGUUUUGCCGGCGUUCUGUCUAAGUGACAGGACGUUUGGCAAUACUGACAGGAAGCAUCGUGGGAACAGGGAGGAAAGGUGAAAAUUGUGGGAAAAUUGCUCUGACCAUCGGAAAUGAAGCACACUUUGCUCCUCCGCUGGUCAAAGAGUCCCUACUUUGUCUUAUGAUUUUAAAGAAAACUAAAGAAGACAUGAAGAAAAGAAGAACAGAUCCUGAGAGAGGGGGAGAAGAGGAAGAGAUUGAGGAAAGGUAAGUUCGGCAUGACAGUGCCGCUUUAAAGUUUAUAUUAAAAAAAAGUGACUGGGAGGAAUCAGUCAUAAAUUCUACUCUGCAACACGGUGUUGCUGUAUUCUGUAACAAUUUUAGGAUAUUAAUAUCAGUGUCCAUUAUAUAAGGUGUAUAGGACACUUUACGUAAUAUUAUAAAAACCAAGGAACACACUGAUUUCUGUUGGUUUAUUUAUGUUAAAUACAAAUGAAUUACAUGGGAUUAUUACAUAAUCCAGGGACUGAUCGAGGAGAGGUAAAAUGCUUAGAGGAAGGAACUUCCUUUACAGAUUAGCAUGCAAGAAGAAUAACUGCUUGUCUUAAAGGGACUCUGCAAGCAUCUCAAUGAAGUGGGCUGGGUGCCUGCCCCCCUCUUCCCCCCUAUUUUAACACUGCAGAUGAAAAUAUUGCAAUUGUGCAGAAAUAUUGUCGUUGCAGGGUUAACCUGCCUCUACUGGGUAUCAUACUGAGCCACUAGAGAUGCUGCUGCUAAAAUAAUUGAAAUAAUAGAGUAAAACUCCACUAUUUUAAUCAGUCUCAUAGAGACCAUCUGAUUGGUGCAGCCUUGUGUUCUGCCACGCUUGCGCACUGGCCUAGGUAAAAACACUGGAUUGGUUGAGAUCAUAGAUCUCAAUGAUGUCAGCCAAAGAGUGAGAGCUGCACGGCUCUGCGAGGGAAAGGAGGUAAGUAAACUCACAUUUCUAACCCUGGCAACAGGGGCCAGGUCACCUUGACAGUGACUUGGGCAUUUUAGCGAAUACACAUUUGUAUUUCUAACACAAUAGUGUUCCUUUAAUCAUGCUUUACACUGAACAUUUACCAAGAGUCAAUGAAGAGCUUUGGACUGUAACCAUACGGGAUUUGCUUGUCCCCAGUCCUGUAGAAGAUAAGUUGUUUACAGUAACGCCGUCUCCUCACUCAGUGUAUGUAGAUGCCCGUGAUACUGGGAAAAGUCUCAUUGAACUGUUUUGUAAUAUUUAUUUUACUGUUUAAGCUUGCUGCGUCCAUACUGUUUGAAGUUGCUCUGUUGAUGUUUAAAGUGUGUGAGAGACAUACAGAUGUAAGUGCUAUUUUUAGCACGACUCCUCUUAUCUGGAGCAGCAGCGUAUGCCAAGACGUAAAACCUUAUUCAGUGUUUUCAGUUUUAUCGAACAAAAAACACAUAGGAAUUUGUAUUACCCGUAGAAAGCCAAAGUAGGUAAAGAAUAAACAAGCAAACAUUAAACUCCAUUAAAUGAGUCUGUGGUGUCUGAUCUUAUCCCAUAAAGCCCUAUUCAGCAGAGACUAAUUGGAUAAGAGGGUUAUACCCAAGAGAAGUUCCUCUUAUUACAAAUAAUGAGAGUAAAUUCUGUAUAAACUGACAGCAGCCGUAGCCCAGCUGCAUGGAGUUUACAAACAGUCCAGUUCGCUGUUAAGUAAUUCAUGAUGUGUGCAUGGAUUGGUAGAUUCACAACUUGCCCAUGAGCAGUCCACAGCUAAGCUCUUUCACUGGACAGGAAAGGGAGCUUAGUCAUGGGCAGUGGGACAAUAGCCUUGGCCAUUGGUACACAGUUUGUAGGCAGCAGCCUCACAAUAUUUUUCUGCAGAUUGUUAUAGCAGGAGGCACAUUGGGUUGUCUGUUGGCACCGUAUUGGAGAACCGAGGCCCUCCCCUGAGCUCAGUCCAAGUUGUGAGAGCACCAUUCCUACACAGCAAACACAACAUGGCUAAAAUUAGCAUAGACAGCUUGGAAGUGAAGUAUAUAACUGCAGCAAUUUAUUCUAAAACCAUGUGAGUACAGGGCAGUGUCUGCACCGUUAACUUUGCAAUACUGUAAUAUUGAUACGGUGCUUAGAGUGACCUUUUAAAUGAGUCCACUAUCUGAUUCUAACGAUCGUCAGAAAAUUUACACUUACUGUAAUUUUUUCCUUUCUCAAAACCUCCCCGAAAAACCACAGACUUAGGCGUAUCUUAUUUCCGUUGUAUCAUGAGUCCUAAAAAGACGCUGUGCUCAUCUGGCAUGAAUGCAUCAGAAUAUGGGCAGAACAAGUUGUGUAGGAUUAGAAUUUUUGGGGGAUUUUGUGGUGGUCUGUUUUUACUCACUGGUACUUUCUAGAAUGUACAGUGCCUGAACACUUAUUUUAAAAUAAUACUGCAAUUAAUUAACCAUUGCAAAAUGAUACUAAUGUGCAUCUAAUAGUUACGUAUUAUUAUUUUUAGGGCUUUUUUCCCCUUUCUUCCAUUUGUCCUGUUUUUAGAAUUAACCUGCAAUUAUAUUGCAAUUCUUUUAUUUGGGGACUAUGGGAAUCAUGCAUCUUAAAGUCAAUAUUAAUAAAAUUAAAAAAAAUUGCAUUUACAUCAAGUAGAUGUCCGUUUUUACUCUUUGAAAAACAUAAAGUCUAUCAGUCAAAUGAGCCUGUCUUAUACGGAACACUAAUGAUUGGGCAACAUUAUUACCCUAACAUACCAUGAUUACAGGAGACGUAAAGUAAUAAUAAUAAAAUGUUGACAUACUGUAUAUUCAAAGAUAGUUCUUAACAAAGUAAAACAUCACAAAAUGAGGCAUAUGGAAGAGAAAAAAUUAAAGGGUAAAAAUGUCAGCUCAUUUAGUUUGUUACUGAUUAUUUAAUGUGAAACCUGGAGUAGUCGAGGCUUAUUAAUAUACAUUUUUUGUAUAAUGUGUUUAUAUUUUAGUGGGCCAAAUGUUCCUGUUAUGCCUCUCAAUCCAUUGCCAUCUCCGGUAAAGAAAAGUGACAUCCGCAGUGGGAUGAGGAAGCUCUUCUCUACGUUUGGGUUGACCUCUCGUCCCAGACUGGAUCGAUUUCAGUCGUCCAGUUUAGAGCAGAUCUCUCAUGCAGCUGUCCACAACGGAGAUGGUGACGGAGAUGGGGAAAGCGAGAUGGGUAGUGUAGCGGUGAAACCAAGCAGAAUUAAGAAGAGCCCAUCGCUGCAGUCACUGAAACUGGUGAGUAGAGCAACAAAGUAUCAUAAUGAAUCCCUGCAGCAUGUACCAGGUGAAUACAGGCUGAGAGCUGAUAAAGGGUCCCUUGGAGCUCUUAAAGCCUUUCAAGCCCUUAUCUAACUUCAACACCUGCCUUAUCGGUGCAUAUGUAUUGUAGAGAUAGCUGUGACACUUGUUCUGUGCCAUCUGUAAUGAGCUGAAAAUGAGAUCACAGCCAUUAAAUGCAGUGCAGCGCUGAUUCACUGCUGCAGGAACUGGAUAUCUAUUUCAAAGGUUUGCAGCAGUUUACGGAUUACAGAGAAUUGUUCGACGCUUCUGCAAAUUCUGACAGAUCAUUGGCAACAUGGCAGAAAUAGAUGGAGCACUAUUAACAAACUAUUUUCAAGGCAUUAUACCAUUAGGUUUUGUUUUUUCUAAACAUAGCUUCUUCUUUCCCAGUUAGUGUUCCCAAACCUUCGUGUACCUCAGUGGGGAUAUUGGGGGUGCAUAAAAACUGGAUGAGUGGAGACAGAAUGAAAAUUAUUCUACUAUUAGACAGAGAGGAGGGGCCUUAGUCAUGGUUCAUGGUUUUAUAUCUUGAAUGUUUAAGAAAUAGGCAAAGGGGUCAGAGUCCAUGUGGCGGACCGCCUGGCACCCCCACUGGGUACCUCUGCCAAUCACGCUUCCUAGUGCUCACCGACUACCAUGAGCACUGCACUGGACACCAUAACCACUGAAGUCCCCUUAGCCGCCACAGCUUAGCUGGGGUCUCGCUGUCCCUUCCCACCCUGGAAUAAACGCCUGGAUCCAGCUCUCAGUGGGAAGACCACUCCUCCAAGAGAGUAUUGCUGUAAAGCCAAUAAAACAGCAAGUGAUAUAGCAGUGAUCUGGUUUAUUGGAGCCACACAUGACCUUUUAUGCAAAAGCCUCUGCAAGGGGUUUCCAAUACAAGAAUAGGGAAAUCCCUCCCAUGAUCCUUUGUGCCUGAGAGAUAGUUUUCUGAGAAGCAAACAUCUGUCAGGUACAAAAAACAUACAAUUUAUAAACAUCCCAAAAGUACCCCCAAAAUCCACAGAAACCCCACAAAAGUUACAUUCAUGUAUAGUCCCGAUCUGGUAACCAACAUAUCCAAAAAUCAUCCAGAUCGGUUCAGUGGUUCGGUUUUUCAAUGGAAGUCAAUUAUUUAUAUAAAACCGAACGCAGGCAAUUAUGGAAGUCCAUUGGUGUUCGGGAGUUUCAGUGUCCGCUUUCAGUUACAUGAACUCGACGACCAAACACCACUGCCUGCGUUUAUGCGAACAAGAUGGCCACCACCUUGUGGUCGUUCAUACGAAUUUCAGCCACCCAGACGAGCUAUUAGAACACUGCGGUGGAACUCGUUACAAGGUGUGUAAGGUGCUUAACAAGCACAAGGGUGGUCUCUGGUUCGUGCGGUUGUUCGGUUCCAUAACAGUAUAAUCCCAAAUCACACGAACAGAGCCUUUUAAAGUGUAUUUUGCAGGGCCCAUAGUCCUGAGGCAGGAGGCUGGCAAGCAGGCUCUUCCAGGAACCCAUGGCGAGGUUAUGUUCGCCACAGUCCAAUAGGUCAUUUCCAGACCUCUUUGUCACGUGUCUGAGUCAGGAUGGGGAAAAUUGGUAGCAAAUGGUAAUCCCACCCAGUUUUAGGCCAGAAAUAACUCCUUCAGACCAAGACCUUCAUUUUCUUCACGUAGAGGAAGAAGAUAAGUAAAAUCACUUGGGUAGAGAACCAUAAAUGUUGAAAACAUGAAGAUUUUGUUUAAUUGGAAGUCCUUUGGAAAGAACAAAAGGCUUCGGCACAAAUUUCAUGAUUGAAAAGGUUUUUCUCUAGACGAGAGAUACAUGGUUUGUUUAAUAUUGUUUGAUUUGCACACAUCAGCUGUGUUUGACAUUCUGUGUUUGUGUGUUCUGGAAAGAGCUAGCUUGGUCUUGUUUUGUACCAGUAACCAGACUGCCACUGAUAAGAAGUGGAAAAAGAGUAGAUUAAAAAAUAUAAAAACACAAAAAGUGAGGAGUUGUGAUAGAAGAUAUAUAUUUUUACGAUGAGGUAGUCCUUACAUUCCAGAAGUCAGUUAGCCUAUCUUGGUACAGAACAUCCUCUGUAGGUGGAGACCACUACAUAGUAGGUCCCUGGUGGAAAAAAAUGUCUAAGAGUUACUGAUUUAAAUAAUAAAAAAAGAAACUAGACCAUUAGUGUUUUUAAGUUUAAUUGUGUUGAAGCUGCUGACAACGUUGGGAGGAGGGUUAAAUAGCAUGUAGCCAAUGUCUCGAGUGUACAGGUCAAUGGUGACUACCUCAAGAUAUACAUUUCCAUUGAUACAUGGCCAGCUCAGCCAAUUCAGCACCAUGGGACUAUAGUGUCACUCACCAAGAUAAUACAUGGGUCAGGUUUUGAAAGUAUAUCAUUCACCAGUAUCUUCACUGAGCCAUGCAUCGCUAAGUGCAAAGUUUAGAAGCUGGUGGCCCUCCAGCUGUGGAAUGGACUCCUUGGUCAUGGAGCUAUGAAUCCAGCUGUUAACCAUUUAAUUAGAAUAUGUUUUGGACCCUCUAGUCCUGGUACAUGAGUCACAUAACUGUUAUUAUUAUGAUGUAUAUAUUCCCAAUAUAUUCCACAAGUAAUUACAAUAUUAAUAUUGGAAUAAGGCCAUAAAUAAGAGACAAACAAUUACAAACGUUAACAGAAAACAAGGUUAUUGAGGUCCCUGUUAGAAUGAAUCCUAAAGGAUCCAUUAACCCAAAGGAUUGGCAUAGGGGAGAGGUAUAAACACCUUUUGGGAAUCUAUAAUACAGAUGCUUAUAUAAUUAUUAUUAAUAUUUAUAAAGCGCCAACAAACUCCACAGCGCUGUACAAUGGUUUUUGAGAUGUAAUUCAGCUUGUCACAUCUUCUCAUAGAAUGGCAAUCCACUGAAAUAAAAUGGGAUACAGGUUCAUGAUGUGUAGCACUUUGUGUAUCAGAGGGUGCAUCACUGAAGACUUACAAAGGAGGGACACAGUCUUCUCAAUGAGAGAGUGAACACACCCAGUUUGUUCAAAUAUUAAAGGACCACUAUAGGCACCCAGACCACAUCAGCUCAAUGAAGUGGUCUGGGUGCCAGGUCCCCCUAGUUUUAACCCUGCAGCUGUAAACAUAGCAGUUUCAGAUAAACUGCUCUGUUUACAUUGAGGGUUAUUCCAGCCUCUAGUGGCUGUCUCCCUGAUUUUCCCUGGAGGGGGGCCCUGAGUGAAGGGGGGACCUAAUAACCAUAUAGUGCCAGGAAAACAAGUUUGUUUUCCUGGCACUAUAGUGCUUCUUUAACACAAUAUGCCUCAUGCAGUGCAAUAUAUCUGUAGAUUGUAAGCUCACAGGCUGUCUAACUAAUCACUUUUGUAUUGGCUUGUGUAUAUUGUACAAUUUUUGCCCCAAUUCUAAAGCACUGCUGAAUACCUUGGCGCUUUACAAAUGCCAGUAAUAAAUACAUAAUAAUAUCACUUUUAAAACAGCAAGGCACUCUAGUGCAUAUGAUUGUAUCUUUAAAUAAAUCAUAUUAGGAAGACUGCUUAGUUUCAAUAAGUAAAAAUACUUAUUAACAAAAAUAAAAAUUAGUAUAGGACACUCUUAUGCUUUUCAAAGUCAAUGAACACUUAAAUGUAGUACUCCUCCUUUUCCACCAGAUGUCACCAUUUCACUUGCCACGAAAAUCAUCCUCUGUUCAAAACCUGUUGGGAAAAUCAGACAGAUCAAUAUCGUAUGUUACUGGAGAUGGCAACACAGCACCAAGGUACAGUGUCAAUGCAGUAUUAUAUACCCCCCAUGGUUACACAUACAGAAUUAUAUACCCCCCCUGGUUACACACAUAGCAUUAUAUACACCCCCUGGUUACACACAUAGCAUUAUAUACUCCCCCUGGUUACACACAUAGCAUUAUAUACUCCCCCUGGUUACACAUACAGCAUUAUAUACACCCCCUGGUUACACAUACAGCAUUAUAUACACCCCCCUGGUUACACAUACAGCAUUAUAUACACCCCCCUGGUUACACAUACAGCAUUAUAUACUCCCCCUGGUUACACACACAGCAUUAUAUACUCCCACUGGUUACACACACAGCAUUAUACACACACCCCUGGUUACACAUACAGCAUUAUAUACACCCCCCUGGUUACACAUACAGCAUUAUAUACUCCCCCCACACACAGCAUGGUUACACACACAGCAUUAUAUACACCAGCAUUAUAUACACCCCCCUGGUUACACAUACAGCAUUAUAUAUCCCCCUGGUUACACACGCAGCAUUAUAUACACCCCCCUGGUUACACACACAGCAUUAUAUACACCCCCCUGGUUACACAUACAGCAUUAUAUACACAUAGAAACAUAGAAACAUAGAAUGUGACGGCAGAUAAGAACCAUUCGGCCCAUCUAGUCUGCCCAAUUUUCUAAAUACUUUCAUUAGUCCCUGGCCUUAUCUUAUAGUUAGGAUAGCCUUAUGCCUAUCCCACGCAUGCUUAAACUCCUUUACUGUGUUAACCUCUACCACUUCAGCUGGAAGGCUGUUCCAUGCAUCCACUACCCUCUCAGUAAAGUAAUACUUCCUGAUAUUAUUUUUAAACCUUUGUCCCUCUAAUUUAAGACUAUGUCCUCUUGUUGUGGUAGUUUUUCUUCUUUUAAAUAUAGUCUCCUCCUUUACUGUGUUGAUUCCCUUUAUAUAUUUAAAUGUUUCAUAUCCCCCCUGUCUCGUCUUUCCUCCAAGCUAUACAUGUUAAGAUCCUUUAACCUUUCCUGGUAAGUUUUAUCCCGCAAUCCAUGAACCAGUUUAGUAGCCCUUCUCUGAACCCCCUCUAAGGUAUCAAUAUCCUUCUGAAGAUACGGUCUCCAGUACUGUGUACAAUACUCCAAGUGAGGUCUCACCAGUGUUCUGUAUAAUGGCAUGAGCACUUCCUCUUUCUACUGCUAAUACCUCUCCCUAUACAACCAAGCAUUCUGCUAGCAUUUCCUGCUGCUCUAUUACAUUGUCUGUCUACCUUUAAGUCAUCAGAAAUAAUCACCCCUAAAUCCCUUUCCUCAUAUGUUGAGGUUAGGACUCUAUCAAAUAUUCUGCCCUUGGGUUUUUACGUCCAAGAUGCAUUAUCUUGCACUUAUCCACAUUAAAUGUCAGUUGCCACAAUUCUGACCAUUUUUCUAGUUUACCUAAAUCAUUUGUCAUUUGGCUUAUCCCUCCUGGAACAUCAACCCUGUUACAUAUCUUAGUAUCAUCAGCAAAAGACAUACCUUACCAUCAAGACCUUCUGCAAUAUCACUAAUAAAAAUAUUAAACAGAAUGGGUCCAAGUACAGAUCCCUGAGGUACCCCACUGGUUACACACAUAGCAUUAUAUACACCCCCUGGUUACACACAUAGCAUUAUAUACUCCCCCUGGUUACACAUACAGCAUUAUAUACUCCCCCUGGUUACACAUACAGCAUUAUAUACUCCCCCUGGUUACAUACACAGCAUUAUAUACUCCCCCUGGUUACAUACACAGCAUUAUAUACUCCCACUGGUUACACACACAGCAUUAUAUACACCCCCUGGUUACACACAUAGCAUUAUAUACUCCCCCUGGUUACACACACAGCAUUAUAUACUCCCCCUGGUUACACACAUAGCAUUAUAUACUCCCACUGGUUACACACACAGCAUUAUACACACACCCCUGGUUACACAUACAGCAUUAUAUACACCCCCCUGGUUACACAUACAGCAUUAUAUACUCCCCCUGGUUACACACACAGCAUUAUAUACUCCCCCUGGUUACACACAUAGCAUUAUAUACUCCCACUGGUUACACACACAGCAUUAUACACACACCCCUGGUUACACAUACAGCAUUAUAUACACCCCCCUGGUUACACAUACAGCAUUAUAUACUCCCCCUUGGUUACACACACAGCAUUAUAUACAUCCCCUGGUUACACACACAGCAUUAUACACACACCCCUGGUUACACAUACAGCAUUAUAUACACCCCCCUGGUUACACAUACAGCAUUAUAUACACCCCCCGGGUUACACAAACAGCAUUAUAUACACCCCCCUGGUUACACACAUAGCAUUAUAUACUUCCCCUGGAUACAUACACAGCAUUAUAUACACCCCCUGGUUACCACAUACAGAUUUAUAUACUCCCCCUGGUUACACACAUAGCAUUAUAUACCCCCCCUGGUUACACACAGCAUUCUACACACACAGCAUUAUAUACUCCCCCUGGUUACACACACAUCAUUAUAUACACCCCCUGGUUACACACAGCAUUCUACACACACCCCUGGUUACACAUACAGCAUUAUAUACUCCCCCUGGUUACACACACAUCAUUAUAUACACCCCCUGGUUACACACACAGCAUUAUAUACUCCCCCUGGUUACACACACAUCAUUAUAUACACCCCCUGGUUACACACAGCAUUCUACACACACCCCUGGUUACACAUACAGCAUUAUAUACUCCCCCUGGUUACACACACAUCAUUAUAUAGUCCCCUUGGUUACACAUACAGCAUUAUAUACUCCCCCUGGUUACACACACAGCAUUAUAUACUCCCCCUGGUUACACACACAGCAUUAUAUACUCCCCCUGGUUACACACUCAGCAUUAUAUACUCUUCCUGGUUACACACAGCGUUAUAUACUUAUAUAACCUCAUACUGUACAGGAGUACACCUAUAGCAUUAUAGGUGACCUCUGGUUACACAUACGUCAGAGUUCACUCACCUUAGUUACACAUACACAGCUAAAUAUUACCUGUUUUUAACAAGUUUUGUUUGUUAUUGAUUGUGGACAGACAUGAUAAAGAGGAAAAUGAAAACGCACCGAUCUACACACUAACUUGAAGGGCCCACCGCCAGCCACACUUACCACCCAAGUUAAUUUCUAAUAUAUUAUGCCAUACAACCCAAAUUGACUGGUUUAAAGUGUCAUAAGAGAAUGAUAUUUAUCACUUAUGCUGUUACUUAUGGGAUCCUUCUGUGUUCCUAUUGGUGCUUAGUAAAUAGGACCAUUUGCAAUGGAUUCGUUGUGGAGUCAAAAGUGAGAGAAAUGUCACAAAACCUCAUGGACAUACAUGUGUAUUAAUUCUGUAUUGCAGGCGUGCUCUCAGUGUGGAAGAUAUUGGAUCCCCAGAUAUGCCCCGGGCAGUUGGCAGAGUGUCAGAGGUUUACCCUGAUGGUACCCGUCUUUUAGAACUGCAGCGCCCCCCACAGGGUAGUUUUGGGUUCACAAUCUCAUCUGGCAAUGGCAGACCAGACUCAGGUGAGUAAAAGCACACUAGCAGAUACUUCUUAAAUGAAUAAAAACAUUGGACAGUAUUCACAAAUAUCACUGUGAAACAUAUUCACACGUUUAACUGACAGCCAGAAAUAUAAAUUUUCAUCAUGCCGGCGGUAAAAAUUAUUAUUUUUGGAUUAAAAUGUGAAAUUCACUUUAAAUGUUUUAAGAUUUCACACAUUAUGCCAAUACACCUUUAGAAUUACUGUUACAUUAUUCUGAAACUUGGUAUAUACACUGCUCAAAAAAAUAAAGGGAACACUUAAAACAACACAAUAUAUCUCCAAGUCAAUCACACUUCUGUGAAAUCAAACUGUCCACUUAGGAAGCAACACUGAGUGACAAUCAAUUCCACAUGCUGUUGUGCAAAUGGGAUAGACAACAGGUGGAAAUUAUAGGCAAUUAGCAAGACACCCCCAAUAAAUGAGUGGUUCUGCAGGUGGUGACCACAGACCACUUCUCAGUUCCUAUGCUUCCUGGCUGAUGUUUUGGUCACUUUUGAAUGCUGGCGGUACUUUCACUCUAGUGGUAGCAAGAGACAGAGUCUACAACCCACACAAGUGGCUCAGGUAGUGCAGCUCAUCCAGGAUGGCAAAUCAAUGCGAGCUGUGGCAAGAAGGUUUGCUGUGUCUGUCAGCGUAGUGUCCAGAGCAUGGAGGCGGUACCAGGAGACAGGCCAGUACAUCAGGAGACGUGGAGGAGGCCGUAAGAGGGCAACAACCCAGCAUCAGGACUGUUACCUCCGCCUUUGUGCAAGGAGGAACAGGAGGAGCACUGCCAGAGCCCUGCAAAAUGACGUCCAGCAGGCCACAAAUGUGCAUGUGUCUGCUCAAACGGUCAGAAACAGACUCCAUGAGGGUGGUAUGAGGGCCAGACGUCCACAGGUGGGGGUUGUGCUUACAGCCCAACACCGUGCAGGACGUUUGGCAUUUGCCAGAGAACACCAGGAUUGGCAAAUUCACCACUGGCACCCUGUGCUCUUCACAGAUGAAAGCAGGUUCACACUGAGCACAUGUGACAGAGUCUGGUGACGCCGUGGAGAACAUUCUGCUGCCUGCAAGAUUAUCCAGCAUGACCGGUUUGGCAGUGGGUCAGUAAUGGUGUGGGGUGGCAUUUCUUUGGGGGGCCGCACAGCCCUCCAUGUGCUUGCCAGAGGUAGCCUGACUGCCAUUAGGUACAGAUAUGAGAUCCUCAGCCCCCUUGUGAGACCAUAUGCUGGUGCGGUUGGCCCUGGGUUCCUCCUAAUGCAAGACAAUGCUAGACCUCAUGUGGCUGGAGUGUGUCAGCAGUUCCUGCAAUACAAAGGCAUUGAUGCUAUGGACUGGCCCGUUCCCCAGACCUGAAUCCAAUUGAGCACAUCUGGGACAUCGUGUCUCGCUCGCUUUUGACUUGUUUUAAGGACAUUACAUCAAAGUUGGAUCAGCUUGUAGUGUAUUUUUCCACUUUAAUUUUGAGUGUGACUCAAAUCCAGACCUCCAUGGGUUGAAAAAUUUGAUUUCCAUUUUUUAAUUUCUGUGAGAUUUUGUUUUCAGAACAUUCAACUAUGUAAAGAACAAAUUAUUUAUUUUAGAAGAAUAUUUAAUUAAUUCAGAUCUAGGAUGUUAUUUUUGUGUUCCCUUUAUUUUUUUGAGCAGUGUAUUUGUGCACUGAAGAAAUGCUCAUUUAUGAUGCUCCAUAUUGUAGGUUGCAAUGUUAAAAUGCAUCAAUUUCUUUCCAUAACACAUGCCACUCAAUUCUUCACAAAGAAGUAGGUUAGGUCUCAUUCACCAGUCUAGUGCUUCCUAAGUUUCAAAACAAAAUCAUUUUAACAUUAUUUACAGAGCAAACACAUUAUUUAUUGAAUGAACGAUUACUCUGAGAAAAAGCAUUUGGACAUCAAAAGAUGGUUUACUUAGGUUUUGAUAUGACUAAUAUAUUAUUUAUGGCCUUUCACAAUUAUUUUAUAAUCCUUAUGAAGCUUAUGACAAGUCCCAAUAUUCAAUAUUAGAAGUGGCUGUGAUAAAUCUAAAUAGUUCAAUUAGGUAAUAGCUGAAUAACUGGAAAAAGGAUCAUAACAGAUGGAUAUUAACCUAGAUUUUGUAUAACAAUAUUACCUGAUGCUAAGCCAUUUUUAAGCUGUAUCUCUCUGGUUCAUAGGUAUUUAUGUUCAGGAGAUGAUUGAUGCCAACACAGCCAAACUGUACUCGGGUCUACUGCGAGUGGGAGAUGAGAUCUUGGAGUUAAACAGUACAAAAGUUUCAACUCUUGGACAUGCCCGACUGAAUGAGAUCAUGGGCCGCGAGCCCAUCUUGUCUCUUCGUGUCCUGCACCAGAGACGGACCAAGUGCUGAAUAAUCUAAAAUUCUAAAACCUUCUACUGUAAAGAUCUUGCAAACAGUCUAGAUUCUAAGUGGCGUGGCUCUCAGCAUUUUUAUACAGAGGGUAAAAUAUUUAUUCGUUUUUCUUCAUCCAGGACAAUAUUUUUAUCUGUUGACAUUUUUAAGUGUUUUUAAAGACUUGUUCCUCAUGUAUUUCAGACUUCAGUUCUAUGUGUAUCGUGUUUUUAAAGCGUCUGUUUACCAAACAAUUUUGCACUGUCUUCUGCCACCAGAUUUUAUUUGUCCAAUAAGACAGGUGUGAAACACAGAAGAAAGCUUGUUCCAUUGUCUGUUUACACGUGAAAUGUGCUUCCAUGUAAACAAUGGUCAUUAAACGUAUCAGUAUUAACCUGGUAGGGCCCAUGAAGGAAUGGACCUUUAAUUCUCUGUAAUGGUUUGUAGCGCAGAUCACACAUCCACUUAGCCUUGUGUAUUUAUGAGUCCGUUGUUGGCUCCUCACUGCCAAUAUUUUAUUAUAAUAUAUUAAAUAUUUCUCUUAAUAAUUGUUUGUUAGCCUGUGUCCUUUUGUGGUUGUAGUCAUGCCCGAUACAGAUGUGUAGAAUUUUUCUUUUUAACAAAUUGGGAGCAUGGUUUGUGUUCAGCUUCACCCAUCAUAUGACAUACAAGGCAAC